AGUUUCGCCUUUAGAACCACAAUUCUCUGAUAUGUGCAAUGAGAGAAUUAAUUAUAGACUCAAAGGAUUGCAUGCAGACACACACAGAUACAAACACAUACACACAACACACAGAGUUACACACAGACAUGCUCACAAUACACAGAAAUACACACAGACACACGCACACAGCACACAGAGAUACACACAGACACACACACACACACACACAGACAUACGCACAGAUGGGCACACACAGAGACACACUCACAGAGACACACAGAUACACACAGGCACACACACAGAGAGACAUACACACAGCCCACAGGGAUACACACAGACACACAGAGACAUACCUACAACACACAGAGAUACACACAGUCACACACAGAGAGACAUACAUACAAUACACAGAGAUACACACAGAGACACAGAUACAGACACAGACAGACAUACACACAGACACGGGCACACACAGAGACACACAGACACACACAGGCACACACGUGCAGAUAAGGUAAUAUUAGCUAGUUCAGGAGGAGAAAGAGAUAAAGAUAAAGUAAUAUUAGCUAGUUCAGGAGGAGUGAAAGAAGCCUUGUUUUUCUCCACUUUUUAUAGAAGAGAAAGUGAAGAUUCGAUUUGAGGUGAGUUCAGCACAAAAGCGUAUCCCAGGCCCUCUGGCUCCAACUGCAGCCCUUUCUACCUCAUUCCCAGACCCCACCUAAGCCUUUUCUCUUCAAAAUCUUCUCAGGCACACUGAUACACAUACCUCAGAUUUUUAAUUCUCCGGUUGUGUUCACCAGGUGCUUGGUCAUGAUUAAGAAUUCCGUGAUGUGUACCCCAUGUGUUUAAAUUUGCUGCUGAGUUAACUUUGUGGCGGCCUGUGGACUAGACCUCUGCACAUGCAAUGCAGAACGGCAGGGCCAGAUUUGAAAUCCUGCUAUCUUUUCGGCUGCCUUGUAAAAAUAACAUCAGGCGAUGGGGAUACGAUGCCAGAGGUCACCUGUGAUAAGUUCUGUUUAUGGCCAUUUUACUUCUAGGAAGACAGGAAGUGUCAGGAUCUCAGGGAUCUAGGAAGCCAAAAUGUUUUUCCACUCUGAAAUAAAGUGACUGACCAGGAGUUCCCGGCCACGCAGCCCUGUGGGAACUGCCGCACGGCCACUUUUAUGAAGUGGACACGUGUUGGUCCCACUGAAAAGAAACUCCCCACCCAUGGCUCCCUCACGCUGCAGCAGAGGCCCUGCCACAGCACCUGUCAGCCCCUGCCAGCUUGCAGGGGCGCAGGCGCAGAGCGGUUUGUGCCCUUGCUGGAGCCAGGGAAGGGCACAGGGUCCCUCCUGGAGUCAUGGGAGGUGCAGCCGAGGUUCUAUAUUAAAAUACAGAGGCUAGCACAUGUGCUUGGGGAAUGCAGCUACAGUAGUGGAAUGAAAGUGCUGUCCGUUCCUUACCCCCCCAGCUCCUCACCUGUCCUCCACACGCAUAUCCCUGGCUCCCUUUCCCUAGUAAGGAGACUGAAUUGAAAUUGUGGCUUGCCCGAGGCUGCAUACCUGUGCUCUUUCUGAAGCCCAAGUCACUGGCUCUAGAAUUCUAACCUGUGAGGAAGCCACUGAGGAUGUUUGUCAAAAUACAUAUUUCUGUGCCUUGCCCCAGUUCCACGGCCCAGGAAUCUGCAGUUUUCACAAGCACCCCCAGGUGAUUCUGGUGGUGUCUUUGCACUUCUUCAAGGCAGUACUGCCUGGAACGCAGAAUCCCAGCCUCCUCUAUCCUCCUUGCCUAAUGGCCUGGAUGCUCUCAGAUCUACAGGGGAAGGGAAGGUCACACAGUCAUCGCAAUAGUAACCUCAGCUGAUAAAUCCUCCCCCAUAAAACUUAUUCCCCAGUGUUUUUUAAUAGGAAACAAUAAAACUGUAACCAGCCCAAAUAUCCAUCAAAGAGAAAAUGGAGAAGUAAAUCAUCGCACAUUCACCUGGACCAGAUCUAUUGUAAAGCCAAUAAUACUGAAGCCCCUUCCAAGGCCCUGGGAGUCCUAACAGUGCACUGGCAGUGUCUAUAAUUUAUAUUAUGAAAUUUGCAUAAGGAAAACAUUUUGUCUCAUUUGUGCAAUUUCUCCUUCUAAAUAUACGUGUCACUUUGUACCUGAUUUCUAUAAGACCCAGGACCUACAAACCCUGUGUCUGCCCCUGCAGCCACCCAGGGAAGGACUGCACAGCAGCAAGACAGAUUGCCAUGGAGCAUGUUGUGCCCAACUAGGGACAGCGCAGAUAGAUUCUGUAAUUUGCCUAACAAUGUCUAUAGGAUGAUCCCAUUUGUCAAAAAAAAAAAAGAACUGGGCUUUAUUGAUGUCACCUAAAUGCACCUAAACUUCUUUUUUGCCCCAUGCUCUUCUGUACUCUUGAUCUUUCCCCAAAUUUUUAAAAACAUGACACUCAUUCCCUUAUUUUUCCUACUUAGAAAAGUGUAGAUGGUUUUAUCAUAGGAAGUUCAAAAAAAUUAAAAUAUAAUGAAAAAUACUCAAAUAGUGCCUCACAACAGUAACUACUGCUAACAUAAAUAAAAUCCAUAUUUCCUCUCAUACAGACCCCAGAGUUGCUUUGCCUGACAGUGUAGUUGAUGGAGAAAAUAAUCUUUAUCCUUAGCCUCCAUCUGGUUGCAGACCAUAAAGACAGGGAAAAAAUGAGGGUGUUGGUAGCUUCGUUAGAAACUGAAAGCUCACUGAUUUUUUCAAAACCUAAAUAGCCUGUGUUUCUCCAAAUAACUAAUUUGCAGCCUUCGGCAGCCAGGACUGGCAGGGAUGGGGCUAGGGGGACUGGGGAGAACUGCUCUCUCCUGAGGGUGGUCUGACCCGACAGCACGCAUGACCUUCCCACAGUCAGGAACUGCUCAGAGACGUGAUGGCAACUCCAUAGAAUGAAAUACUCUUCAGCCAGUAAAAUGUAUUUUUGGAUAAAUAUUUGCUUUAAAAAACUUUACUAUAUGUUGUUAAAUGAAAAAAAAACCUUAAGGCAUCAGAAAUUAUGUGCAGUAAAAUCUCACUUUUGUAAAUAAAUAUACCUGUUUACUACGUAUGCAUAAAAAGAAUCCUGAGAAAUAUAAGUACUGUAUGCAUAUUGUUGUUAAGUAUUUUUUCUGUUUGCUUAUCUAUAAUUCUAAUUUUGCUUCAAAGAACAAGUUACUCCGGCAAUAUAAAAAUAAAAUAACUAAUUUGUCUUGUCAUCAAACAGAUAGUAAGAACAGGCAAACCUGGCCCUCCACACUGCCAGCCUUUUGUGAUUCAAGGCUUCAGUUUCCUCCACUUGUUAAAAAGAUUCAACAAAGUAGUUGAAAUAGUAUGUGAACCAGUAAACCCUAAAAGGUGUCCAGUGUUGUCUGUGAGCUAAUUAAGUGAUUUGAUUCUGACUCCCCGAGUCUUCUGAUUUCGAAGCAGUGGGGAGUCAGACAGGAGCCUCAGGUGGCCUCUCCUGAGAGGCCCUGGAAAGUGAUGAGAACCUGGCCUCUGGCAGCUCUUCAUAAACGUCCAUGUUUUCCCUCUACUCUCUCACUCUUUUCCCAGGGCCUCAAACAGAAGAUGAAAAUCAAUUUCUAAAACAGCCCUCUGUGUGCUCUCUCGUAUCUCUCCUUUUCACACAUCGUGGUGGUGGCUUUCUCUGUGUUCCUCUGUUGAUUCAGUCUCUGGAAUUAACGGAUCAGGAUUCCAUGCCCAGAAUGCUACAAAGACUGUGCUUGAGUUCUCCCACAUCUCACUCAAUUACACAGAAGUUUCAGAUUAUGUAACAGAUGCUGUGCUGGGUUAGGCAGAGCCAUCUGACUUGUUUUGCUUUAUUUUAGACCAUGAGAUGGGUGAGUUUUUCUUUUUAAUGCCACAUUCUUUUAAGAAUUAAAAACCUCCACUUGGCUGUCAGCAUUGGAAAUCAGAGUGAUGGUGCAAGCCCUGAUGAGGACAAUGUCCUUGUCUAUGAAAAGGUGAAAUCAUUGCUUGAAAUCGCUAAGCAGGACAUGCAGUCCCAGAUGGAGGGGGGAAUUCGGGAGCUGGUUGGAAAAGAGUAUUUGGCACUUUGCAGCCUUGAGAGGUGCAGAAGAGACACCGAGGGGUUCACCACCAGAGCCACCAUUGUCAGAGAGGCGUCCAGCUGUGUCCACCUGGGACUCUGCCUUCAGGGCUUCUUGCCUGGCUGGGAGCUGCACAGGCAGACUCCUGGGACGGUGUGCCGACAGCUCUGGGCACCCCCUUCUAGGAUCUGAUUCCUGAGGAAUCACAAUGUGGAUUUCACAAUCACUUCCAGUGUCUUUUGCCAACCUCUGUGAACAGAUGUGCAAUUAAAAAAAAAAAAAGAAAGGGGCCCAAUUCUCAACACUGUAAGUGGAAACUUUUUAAUGGAAAAGGAUAGGCUAAUGAAUUGAAUUUGAAAUCUGAGACAGAACCGAUGCAUCAAAUGUGCUGGUGUUUACAGAUAAUACAAGGGGGGCUGCAUCUUAUGGUUUCAAUCCUUUUUUAAAUUUUUGUUCUGAGAGACCCAGCCAGCAGACUGCCGCCAGUCUUGUCAGAGAUGUCAGUGGUGGCCACUCUGAAUGGAAAGCAGCAUCUCUCAGCAUCUCUGAGGCACUGCUCCUCAGCGGAGACUGUGGUGGCUUUGCCUUUCAGCACGCAUCCUUUCUACGAUGCCUGACAGUGCCCAGGGAAUGGGCAGAGCUGGGAGCUCUGAAGCCCUUUCACCUAAACCACCCUGGGUCACCUGACCUAGUUUUCCUCCCAAUUUUAAUUAUGUCAGGCACUUCACAAAGGCCUCCUUGGGGACACCAUGAGCUCACUGUCAUCAGAUUGCUCCAAUCACAGCUGUGGCUUGCACACAACCGCCAUCUCUGCCCCAGCAGAUGCUGUGUGUAAACAGUUGUAUUAAUUACAUCUCAAAAACAUGGUUCUUGCCAGAUCCUCAGGAUUUGGGUGCAGCCUCUGAGGUGGGUGGGAGGCCCUCGAGGGAGAAAUGUCUGCAGGAAAUUCUUCCCCUACGAGAGGUCUGUUUUCUAAGUUAUCUAAGAGCUACUGCAGCUGUUUACUGCAGAGUGACCCUGCUCAAAGCUGUGGUCACCCAAGGCUUUGAAAGGGGACCUCCACUUCCGCCCUGGGUGGAGCACCGUGCUGGAGACCCACGCCUGCCAAGGCCUCAUUGUCAUCUCCACACGCCGUCCUUGGGGUGGGCCACUCCUGGGACACGCAGACAGGAAGCCGGCCACCUGAGCCACUCGGAGGCUCUAUCCAGAGUCAGCUGCCAAGCCUCACGUCACACAUCACUGUUAGUCUUGGAGGGCUGGCGGGGCCCUGAAGUCAAUUGAACACUUGGAUGACAGGGAACUUGCCACUGCCAGAGGCAAUAUGCUCCAUUUUUUUGACAGUUCCAACAAUUUUUCUUUAAACUGUCAUAAAAAAUUGCUGCUGUGAAUACCAGUGUCGGCGUCCCUGCCUCACCUUUACCUGGUGCUUUUCCACCACACAAAACUGUUUCUCCUCGUGCUGGCCUUGGGCUUGCAGACAGCUGAUUCUUCUCCUCCCGCGGCUGAGCAGCCUCCUCCGAGCAACCCUCUGACAACUCUGCUCCUUCUGACAACCUCUGCAAGGGCUGCCAGAUGUGAACAAGGGGCCCGGGCAGAAGGUAUCCAGGAAGACUGGAAACUCGAGGAAGCCUGCCCUGUCCUGUCCACCAGACUUUACGCUUGCGUCACUGGGCUUUGGGACCUAAGUCCUCGUCAUUUGUUCCUUUUGCAGUUCCUACUGUUCUCAGCACUUCCUUCCAGCUUACUGAGGUACACUCAGAUGUGAUAUGCCAUCGGUACAGACACAGUUCUGCUCCAGCAUUUCCCCGUGUUCUUUCUGUCGCUCUAUUUACUGAAUUACCGUGAGGAUGUGGAGCGAGGCUGAGUUCUGUAUUUUAACACCAUUUUAAUUCUCACCUACUGAGAAAUCCAUCCUCUUAUCACUGUGCUUUUUUUAACCUGUCACGAAUCCAUGAAAUCCUAUCAGCCAGCCUGCAUACUUCCUUUUAAGGUGCAGUUGAAUCAGGAGAAACUUGCCGCACAUGCUGCGUCCGGGCACAGCAUUGGCUGAGGCUGCUGCCCUGACCUGUCCGCUUUGUAGUACUGCCCAGCUAUGAAACAGGUUAGCCACACAUGACCUGCAUUUAGGAGUAACAAGUCUGUCUGUACAUGCACAUACAGCAACUUUUUUAAACUGUCUAUAUUUUUUCCUGAGAUAGGUAUUUAUAAUAUCUCCAUCUUCUUUCCCAUUUUGAAACUUAGAACAAGUUUGCCUGUCAACAGUUCUCCACAGCAUACUGUGUAUUCUAGGAUUUUCUAAGGUUGAGCAACGGAGGUUCAGCAAUUUUGACUUAAUUUCUUCCCAUCCCUUUUCCACGCAGCCCAGAAGCCUUGGAUCACGUGGUGAGGGGAAGAGGUUGUGCUAUGUCGGGAAACUCUGUAUCGAAGCUCGGCUCAGAUCAUGACAUUCUCUUGACUAAAACCCUCAGUUUCCAUCAAACUUGUCACUCUGGCAUUAAAGCCUGUCACUGUGUGGCUCUGAAAACCUCUCUGAACGUGUUCCCUGCCUCUGCCCUGCAGGUCCCUGUGCUCCACAGAAGCCCACUUAUGUGACCCACCCCCACUCAUCACCACCUUCCCUCACCCAGAGCCUCAGCUCCCCACUCCCACCUGUAAGACCCCUACUGGAAAGAUUCCCACCUGCCCCUCAAGAUUAAUCUCCAAGGACAUUUCCAAAUUCCUCUCCCCAUCUCUCAGCCAGAUGGCUUUGCUCCCUCCAGGAACCCCAGCCACCUUCGACCUCCAGCAGGGCACUCCACUCCACAUUCUCCUGGUCUGUCUGGCUCAUCUUACCUGAGCCAUGCUCUCCAGGUGAAGGACUAUGUCUAACUCAACUCUGCUUUAAAAGCAGCUAACACAUUGCUCUUUGCAUAUUGUUCACUCACUAAGUUGAACUGGACUUGGACAUGCACACUGAACUGCAGCGUCUGCUGCUUCUUGGUGGCCCAGCUCGUCAAAAGAAUAAGAUUUCAGCAAAACAAUGUAACAAUUUUUUUUACCAAAAGUAAUGUUAACAAUAUAUGGUUUUCCCCUGAUGUUUGCGUCAAAAUGCUUUUUGGAAAAAACAUUUUUCAACUCUUUAGGGUCAGAAUUAAGCAAUGAAAUUUAUAUACCACAUGUAUAAUGUGUAUGUUUAUCUAAGUAUCUGUUCAUUUAUAUAUCUUAAAUAGAAAUUUUAAAAAUUUUUUUAAAACUCCUGAUAAACAUUCUCAGGAGGCACACUAUGUAACUGUUGGUUGAUAUACCUAGCUAGAUGGUGAAAUCAGAUUUUGUUUAAAGCAUGGAGGAGAGGGAAAAAUUAAAUCUUGCAGAUUCUGCAGUCCUUAACAUCUUUGAAAGAGGAACAUUUCAGACAAUGUAAUAAGAAGGCCACGUGCUUUGACUUCUGUAGAUUUUAAAAAUACUUCUGUAUAGUUUCUUCUUCCUUUGAAGAAGUUUGGGGAGUUUGGGAAGAUGGAGAAAGAUAUAAGAAUAGACUCCCCAUAUGGGUCAUGAAUUAUCUUUUUGCAUCAGAACUCUUAGUGCAGUUUCAGUAUUUUCUUCCUCAGGAGGGUGAGCUGCUUCCGAAUGUCCUCCCCUUCUUUGAGGCAUCCUCUGUUGGUGAACUUUGAGAGCAUCCAUUUAUGAAGUUGAUGACCUUUCCCAGUCUCUGCAAGCCCUUCAGUGUGUGUCCUCUCUGAGCAAAUCUGAAUUGUGUGCUUAAUACAUGGAAAGGGAUUUGGGAGGGUUGCUUUUUAAACUGAUUUCUUAAUUAAUAUUAUGGUUUAGUUAACUAGACAGUCUCAUUGCAGAAGUGCAUAACCAUAAUAUGUCUUCAAAUAUAUCUCCCUUCCUAACACCCUGUAAUAUACUUUUGUAAAGAUACCCUUACAGAAUGUGAUCCACCAUUUAUGAACCUGCAGCAUUGCAUUCAGAGACUAAGUGAAAAGCUGGCAGAUUUUCAUUUAAAGCACAAGCUAAGGAAGAAAGCUGGUCUAGAAGGAGCUACAGAAGGGUAAUGCUUAGGGAGGGAAUGAUGUGCCUGUGGGUGGUGGUAGUUAAAUCUAACCAAAGAAUGAUGUCGUGGGUGUUUGGAUAUUGGAUGGUCCACAUUGGGCCACAUUCUUUCAAACAUAAGAGUCUGUAGAAAUAUGACCUGUAAAAGACUCUUAAAUAUUCUGGAAACUGUUUCUUCCUUGUCACAUCCUUAUAUAUACUUGAACCUAUGCCUACCAGACAUGACAUGUGACUAUUCAUACAGAUUUCAUCAUCUCUGGUUUAAGAAUAAAGGAUGCUGCAUAGAAGGCUCACAUCUUUUAAUUCACAAGACUGAAACUGUUCUGAAAUGACAUUGUUUCUAAAAAUUCAUUACUUGCAUUAUAUUCAUUUUUAUUUUUCCAUGCCAGAAGGGUAGAAGUUCCUGUGCUCAUAUUAAGAAACAGCAAUGUCAAUCGAGGCCCAACUCAAAUCCAAUUUAUAGGAGUUAUAAAGGGCGUGUGCCUGUUUUGUCUAGAAGCAGUGUUGGGCAGCACUGAGUAGGAUAGACCACCUGUUGCUACCGAUAAAGGAGCAGCUUCUCGAAUGCUCCUGUCUGGUAGGCACUAUCCCGAGUGCUUUGGCCCCUCAUCCACAAUCUGUGUGGCAAAAGGCAUUGCAGGCAAUUCAGUGAGGAGACCGAGGCAUGGAGAGCAAGUGCCAUGGAAUUCCCUAAGGCCGUGCAGGGAGCAGGUUGCCAAGCUGGGUUGAAACCGUCCUCCGUAGGCUCCCAACUCCGCCGUCGCUGCUACUGUGCUGGAUGAUGCCUGGUAGAUGCAGAUGUGGAGCCCCAUGGAUUCUGAGACAGGCCGGGUUUCAGUCCUGCCCUAGCUGCCUAUUGGCUGGAUGACCUUGGCAAGUUGACUUUCGUGAGCCUCAUUUGUCUCAUCUCUCAAUUAAGAAAACCUAGAGCCUAUCUGUGGGGGUUAUCUGAAGGAUUCCAGGGAUGCAUAUGGCACUGUCUACCGCAUGCGGUAACUGUUUCACAAAUGAUGAGGAGCGAUUUAUGUUCUUAGUGGAAAUAUGUCGGCGUGUGAAGUCCCAAAGCUCUGCCCUGCCUGGCUUGAUCCAGUGCCUAGGCACUGCCCCUCUUCCCCUCUCUCCCAACCCACUGUAAGAGGCUAGGCUGCCUCAGUAACUCUGAGGGGCAUUGACUCUUUUCAUCCAAAAAUUCAUGUUACUGCCCCACAUUUUUUCUGUUGUUUUACAACGCAGUAGGAAGUGGGCAGACUGUCAGGAAAAGUGAUUUAUAGUCAUGUAUUGCUUGUGCUUUGGCUUCAUUUGAUCCAAUGCAGAUCAGCUGCACUCAGAAAACUACUCAAGUGAAAGAGAAAAAGUAACUGAAGGGGGAAAUCUGGAUGAGUAAGAAUUCCAGGGAUAGGAAUAUUAAUAGCAAGCUUUUUGCCUGAUAUAGUCACUUUAUGCUGCAGGGGUGCCCCUUUAUAAAGUGCUUGUACAAUGGAUGUUUGCUUUUGAUUUUGGAUUUGGAGUCUAAUGAAUGUUCUAAAUUAUUAUUAGAGGAGCUUGCGGUUGUUACAUGUCUGCCUUUAUUGCUUAUUUUUAGCCAUCUCCCCUGAUGUCAAAUGCUCAGGCAAGAAUGAUACAUUCAUUUAUAAUGUGGCUCCUUCAGAAAUAUACCACAUACCUUUUGGUGUGGUUUGUGGCUGAGAAGAGUGGGGAAUGCACAAGUGGAAAACUGCAGAAAGAUUAUGCCUUCAUCACUUCAAGUAUUUGAGAUGAAACUAGAUCAUUUGCUGUUGCUUUUUAUUCUCAUUCUAAGUGCUUUUCAAAGUCAGCGCUAAGAUUUUAAAAUGGUUUUCUGUUGUUGGCAGAGAGGGAAUUACUCUAUUACUUUCUGAUAAAACAGAGUCUUUCAUGAUCAAAGAGAACCAGGCUCUAGUAGUUCCAGUAUCCUAACGUGGACACUAAUUGUUUCCCUCCUUUUCUUCAUGAAAACAGCUUCUGCACAAAUGAUAGCCUUGUGAACUAGCCAUGGGCACAACUGGAGAAGCAUUUAGGGAGCUUUAGUGCAAAUUGAGACCACCUACACAUCUGACUCUACAGGGUUUGACAACAUCCAGGGUGAAUCACAAAACAUCAGUCUAAUCAGGGCUUAUAUAGAAAGAGUGAAAGAACUCUGAUUUCAUCCUAAAGAUUAUUUAUAUUAACCAUUGUUCCAAAUGCAUUAACUAUUUUAAUUUAGUUGUUUUGAUUGUUAAAAAAAACACAUCUGUUUGGUAGAUAAGACAUAAUUUAAGACAAAUGUUCUAUUUGAUAAGCUUUUAGAAACAACUUAUUUUUAUUCUUUCCUGUGAGAUAACUCAGAUGUGGAGAAUGUGACAAAAUUUUAAGCAUAACAUGAGAAGGGCUGACACACAUAGAUUUCUGUGUGCUUACUUGAAAACAACAAAAUUUAAGAAUUUGGUAUAGGAGUUGUAUCAGGUAGUGCAGAGUCCCCAGGAGACCUAGAGACCCAGGUCUGGGAGCCUAGCGGCAAGGGCUGAAUGUGGGAUGACAUCAGCAGAAACUCACAGCCACUGCUAUUCCAAAAACCCAGCAGCAGCUCAGUGCAGGGCAGUGCUGAUAGUACAGUGCCUGCAAUCCUGGAGUGGAUUUGGAUGUGUCAGGUACGCACACGCUCACUGCUCCCCCAGCAGUACGUUGAACAGUGUGCGUCCAGGUGUCUGUAGGGCCCCUCGCCCUAACUCACAAAACCAUUCUGGGUCAGAAGCCACCAAUAUUGUCAUCAUCCUCCCUUUUCUGAGAACCCUAGUAAGUCCCUCCAGUGGGGCAAGCCCACCUUUUCCCUUCAUUCUGUGGCAAUAUGCCUUCAUUUCCUAAUCAGUUUUGCCCUGCUCAUUCAAUGCAAAAUGGAUCUGCUUUCCUUGGGCACCAAUAUGUCCAGGGAUUGUUUAUCAAUCUUCAGUUCUGUUUCCUUUACAUAUCCCUCCAAAAAUCAGGCCUGCACUGCCUGUGCACUCCACAAUCCACAGGCCUGAAGGAAAUGUUAUCUUUGAUGUAGAGACUUAAAGUAAAACUCUUCAAAUUAAUUAUUUCAUGCAAAAGGCUAGUCCUGACUCUAAUUCUAAGACAUGUCUCCUAAACUCUGGAAGUCUGAUGUAUCCUAUUAUCAACAUUUAUCCUUAAUGUGAUGGUUUAUCAUUUAUCCUCAAAGCUGCAUUGUAAAAUGUACACUGUAAAGUGUACAUUUUAAAGUCGGUUUUAAAAAAUCAUAUUUAGAGAUCCUGGUAAAAAUCUAUCAAGUCAAGACAUUACCUUAUUACCCAUGGAAUUGUCUUCAACUCUUACAGUUCAAAUAUUCCUGAAUUGGCUUUCACAAUAAACAUCCUAAAUAUGUAAGUAGAAACAUAUAUAUUGCCAACUUUGUGCCUUCCCAAGCAAAAUUAAAAUACAGGAAAAGUCAGUUUGUUUUGCCCAUAAAUAAAUAUAUGUGUGUGUGUAUGUGUGUGUAUACACAUACACACUCAGAAAAGAUAGAAGCAGCAGCAUAUUUUGGCAGCAUCUGGUUUAUUGGAACUCAAACGUUCUGAUUGUGCAUACAGACUAGUUAAUGUGGUAACAAUUAUGUAUUUCUUCCCUGCUCCUUGCCUUCUUUCCCUCCCCAGUUUUUUUCUUCCUGAUAGUAGGUGUGUACUUUUUUCCUAUUUCCAUUGGCAAGCCACAUGACAAGCAAAACGAUCACUCGAAGAAUAUUGUUCCCUCAAUCAAGAAAAAUGCCCAUUGGGUUUUGUUAUUUGAUGUUAUUUGAUGACAGAGACCUAUUGUUUUUCCAUUUUUCUUUUUUUGUUUUCCGUGGCACCUAUGGAAUUAAGCAAUAUAAAAAAUCUAUUAUUUCAGAUGUUCACGUCUAAUGAAUUUCAUGUGAAAUACUGGCAGUAUAACCCCAAAUAGAGGAAAUUUGUGAAGAGUGGAUGCUGCAGGGCAUGAGACAUCUGCACAGAGUUCAUCUCUUCCAGCAUCUUGCAUGUCCCAAGCACUGCCCUGCCAGGCAGAGAAUGCUGCAGAUCACGGCAGUGAAUUCCAGUUGUUCAGAGCACAUUUGACUUCCAAAUUCUCAAGGCCACAGAUUUGAGGACAGAACAAUAUUUGCAUUUGAAAUUGGAAGAUUAUUUUUUGCACAAGUGCCUAUAUGCUAUAUAGAGUUUGCCCACUCUGCAUUAUCUUCCCCCUGUUCCCCCGUUAUCUGGCACAAGCUAUUCAAAAGACACGCCUACUUGUAAAAUAAAUGGUUUGCAAACUAAGGAAAAUACUUAAAUCUCAUGUAAAUGGUACUAUACUAUGUAUAAAAAUGUGAAGAAACACAGAACAGCUCAUGAACACCUCCACUGCUGUAUAAAAGAACCAUCUUUUUUCUGGCUCCUAUUGGAUGCCUUAGAAAAAUCUGUAUUUCCUCUUUAGUUAUUGUGUUUGAAAGAUGAAGUUGAGACAAAAGUUCUAUUCUUUUUAAGUUGGCAGAACUUCUGAAAGGUGAUUUUUAGCUGCAGUGUGACUCAUUCCAAAUGCAGAAAUCUCUGACCCUGAGUUAGUCUAUUUGUCAUGCAAGAGCCUAGAAAAGCCCUGAGUGAUAAGAAAUGGCCAUAGGCCAUUCCCACAGAAUUUUCAACAAAAAUAGAAUCAUGCUUAUGUUCUAGUCAUGACUUAGAACUUAUAACUCAUGUUCGGAACUGUCCAUGUUCACGCACAGGGGCCGUAUCACUCCGCCAGAGCUGCCCUGGGUGCCGGUGUGCAGAGGGGUCCGAGAGUGACUGUCUCUUCCUCUGUUGUCGAAUGUGUGGGUUAUCUCCAUAAAUGGCUGCCAUGAGCAUCCUUGUUCACACAUUUUUAGGUACUUGAGUGAGUGUCUGUGGAAUAAUUUUGGGAAGUGAAAUCUGUGGUCAGAGGUUUGUGAGUUUUACAUGCUACAUUUUCAGAAGUUGAGAAAUAGCAGUAGGCUGAAGGCAAGUCGCCAUGCCUGGAAUUCAUGAACACUAGUUGAAAGAACUGGCGUGAGUUAGUCAUGACAGGAGAGAUGGGGAAGGGAGUUGCAGGUAGGAGGGCCAUCUUCAAAUUCUCAAAGUAUAGUCACUCCAAACCAAAAUUCGAUUUAAUCUGUAGGACUCCAUUCUCAAAGCACAGUCACUCCAAACCGAAAUUCGAUUUAAUCUGUAGGACUCCAGGUGGCAGAAUAAGAGGCAAUGGAUGGGUGGAAGCGAAACAGGGCCAAAGUUUGACUUCAUGUGCAACUUCCUAAGGAGUGAUUUGAACUCCACAAACAUGAACUAAGCACCUCAACACAGGCUGGGCAAGUUGCUGUUCUUUUGGAGCUUACAUCUUAGUGGGGAAAGAGAAAUGCCUAUGUAAACAUAUAAAUCAGCAGGAUACAUUGUGAGGACGGUCAUUGCUCAGUGAGACUGCAAUAGAGUGAUACGCUGGAGGGGGCUGCAAGGGAGAAGGUGGGAGGGACAGCAUUUAGCAGAAUGAGCAGCACAGUCCCAUAGGAAGAAGAAUUUAUUGCCUCCUUAGGCAAAUAAAUUCCCAAACCUUGAACAUCAGAAAGGAAAUAGAUUAAUGUGCACAGAGGAUUAAAUUAUGUGAUCUGCAAAGUCAUUUAAAAUCUAUUUCCACAUAAAACAUAUUAAUGCAACCUAAACAAAAGGGGUCUGGAUACCCUCAUCUUCUUCCCAAGCAUCAAGUCUUUCUAUAGUUAAACUGAGAUGCUUUUAUUCUUGGAAAAUUUUAAGGACUAUCUACAGCAAUGGAAGAAUCGGGUGUUGGGAUGUGUUCCCAGGUAAUAAUGACUGCAGGCUGAUUUGGCCCUUGAGGUGUGGCCUCAUGGCCCUCUCCAAAAAAAAUCAAGGACCUGCUACAAAGCACAAAGCCGACUGCAAUGCUUGCUGCUUACUGGUUAGGGCAGCUCCUCUUUGCCAGCGACCAAGCAGAAAGCAAGACAAGACAGGUUCUGAAGCAGUAAUUCAAAGCCUUCCUCGCUUUCCCAUGUGAGUCAUUGCUAGUCAGAAUAUUACCUUUGCAGAGAGGCUUAAUUCCAAAUUUGCUCUUAAAGGGAUAUCCUCUCCUGGUUUAGGUAUAAACUUUUGACUCACAGGACAAAUUCUAUCAUUCCUUUGGGCCUAGGAUUGCAUUUAUUUCCAUGACAAAAGGGCCUGUCUGGUGUUUCAGCAAAUGAAAACAAAAAUAUAAAGCCCAUCUCCUUUUGAAUGAGCUCUAAAACAGUUCUCCACUGGACUUCAGAACAAGAGGGAGCUCUGGGCUGCUGGCUGGUUGUGCAUUUGCUGUGGGUUCCCUCCGGCAGGCGACCUCUCCGCGCUGAGAAGGUUAUCCGGAUAACCAAGUAAGAAAGUACAUGAGGAGGCACAGAAAGAAAAAUGUGAGAGAUAACAGCAUAAACACACAGUGUAUGUUGUUAUGAGGCAUCACAUGAUGAGAUACUGCUGGGGAGGGAAGAAGUGAGGAGAUUCCUAGGAAUCUUAUGAGAAUUUCCAGAGACAACAAGUUUUGAGCUUUUUUUUAAUUUAGAAAAUUUACCUUAUUUUUAAAAGAAUAUGUAACAUAUCCCAUGCUAUAAAAUUCUAGACAUAGUAGAUUUAAAACAGCAUAAUGGAAAAUAUAAAUAUCUAUUUUCUUUUCCUAUUUAUGUAUUCUGUGCCAGUAGGAAUGUAGCCAAAAAGAGAGAAAAGGGGUCUCUGCAGACAUGGAUGUCUCUGUGACUUGAUCACUGCUAACCCAAGAAGAUAAUAAAGCAGAAGCAUGUAUCCAGGUUGCUGCAGCCAAGCCUGCCCGGUCUGCGGGGCGUCCUCACACAUGGGGCAGCUCUCCCACCCCACACACUGGGAAAGGCGGACAGAGGCUGGGCAAAGCCCCCAAUUUUCGUUGGCACUGACCCCGAUGAUUUAUAGGCCUUUGUUUCCCAUGUUAAAUGUCUUACGAUCAUUAAAUUAUUUAUAGCUCAAUUAGCAUGUGUCCAAAACCAGGAAGUUCAUAGGAGACUGUGUGACUGGGAAUUAAGGAGCAAAGCAACUUUCCAGUCUGUGAUUUACUGGGUUUCCAUUCUGUUUCCUGUUCGGAUCCGGAAGUAGAAUUUCAAAUAUUGCUUUUCAUGCUUUAUUUGGGACCGAUUUUAGCCCCGCUCUCCUUUCUCUUGCCAUUCGCUGGCCAUUAGCCACCAGCCUCUGCACAAUGACCAGCUGGCCCCUGGCAGAUCUUGGGCCCAGGUGUGAAGUCGCUGGAGAAGCAUUUCAGGGCCAAGAUGGGAGUGAUUUCAUUUUCCAUUGACACUAUGCAGAAAUGAAGGGGAUUCAAGUGCCUUCAGAAAAGCUUCCUUCCAGCGAAUGGAGUUUUGGGGGUUUUCCAGACUUGCAACUGCUUUUAUUCUUGGAAGCAUCAUUGUUGCUUUUUCCCCCCUUCCAUUUAUAUCCCAGGAACUGAUUCAGAAACCAUAGAAAUUGGAUUUGGAAUCGCUGAAUGCUAGCAGACAGCUGACUGCACUCUUCCCAAGAAACCCUGCCAGCUGGGUUCGGGUAUCGCGCGGUGUGUGCUCUCUCUGCCUGGCCCGCUGAGUCCUCUAACUCUAAUGGAUUCCUUCUUACACCAAAGUGCACUAGAACUAAAGUGUUUUGCUUCAUUCUUUAGACAUUUUGUGGUUUAGGGCUCAAUCAGCCAGGGUAUGAUUUGCAAUCCACAGUAACCGGUUUCAGAGCAGCUGCCCAGCGAGGCAGGUUUCAUCUCGCUUGCUAGACGUUUUGUUUUUUUUUUUUUCUAAACCUCACACCUUUUAUUUAUUAGACUUGGAUUCCAGUUUCCUGAGCCUGUUUGUGCCACUGAUUAGACAGGCUUGAAGCAGAACCCACCAGGCUUCCUGAAUAAAAUGCAGCAGUGAUUGUAUUAGGGGGUUUUAAAUUGCUCAAAAUACUGUCUAAAAAACACUAAAAAUCAUGUUACUUUCUAGAUUGAAUAAAAUCCUAUAGAAAUGAAUUCCUGGACUUGAUAUGUAGCAAGCUGGCAUUGGCUCGGGAGUGAGUGGGCUCAGUUAAGUGAGCUAAGAUGAGAUGGUGCACAGGCGAGCACCCACCUGAGGAGUGUUUGGAUGUUAUGAUAGCCAGCUCCUCUGUAAAGACCUGUCCUUCUAUGUCAGCAGCCCAGCAGAUAAAUGACGUGUAAAUACCACAUUUAGGAGGGCUUAUGAUGAUGCCAAUUAAUGGAGACCUUUUUGAAACAGGAAGGAGGUGAAACAUAUUCCUUUGCUUCUACAUCACUGUGUGCCAGGCACUGUUUACAGCAUCUCGUUUAACCAGCAGUCACCACCUGACGGAUGGCUGAUGUGGGGUGGGGUCCCAGGGUGGGAUUGCGUGAUGGGCUUGGGGUCUCUGGCUGAUGGGUGCCAGAGCUGGGACUGGAACUCCUGGCGUGACUGAGGCAGACACCUGGGCUACCCAGCCUCACCCACGACGCCCUCACUAAGUGACCCACAGGACUCACCGGAAGCAGGGCAGCAAGGUCCCCCUACAGAGGUCCCCACUGCAAACCGAUACCCAGCUUAGACAGCAGUUCUGCAGUCGGCGUCUCACCCCUUCGGGUCUCAUUGUGACUCACUUUGAUAGCCACACGAUUUAAGGGUGGUUCAGUAGUGAUUUGAUGAGUGCUGUGGCUCAGGGUCAUUCCCCUGCCCAAGCAUUUCAAAUUCCAGAAGUUCAUGCCCUGCAUGGUGGGUGAAAAGUCUCAGGCCAACCAUGAGCACACAGCAGCCAGGCGACUGAGGCAGCUGCCCGGGGUGGCACGUUGCUCAAACCCAUCAUUUGGAGUCAAAACAAACAGAUGAUUAGCUGGGGUGGUCACUUUCAAUCAAGAGUUUUCACAUCGCCUAGACAUGGCCUCAGAAUCAGGCCUGGUGUGGCCAGGGGCUGAUCUCACAGUAGACAGGAAGUGUGGCCCGAGGGCCAUGGCUGCCCCCUCAGAAGGCCCUGUGGAGUGGCUGGCCGAGCCUCAGCAGCCUCCUGUGAAGCGAGGAAGGGUCUUCCUGCCGGCCUCUGGAGAUCAGUAUGGGAAUGCACAAGUAGGAAACGCUGGAUGGGAAUCCCUCUGCCCUGUGAUACCAAGGCAGUGAGUUUGUAGACUAUGGAAUUGCUGUCGGAGGGCUCUGUAACCGGCCAAGGUCACACAGGUAGCCAUUGGUAGAGCAGGGACUGGAAUCCCAGACCCCCAACUUCCAGGACUGUGCACCUUUCUUUAUCCCAUACAGCCUUACAGUCAAGUGCCAGUGCAACACCUGAUUCCCAGGUUCCAGCCUUUGUCUUUUAUAAUGGGAAUCAACCUUAUCUUGACGAUCCAGAGAUAGUCAUCAAGGAAGAUUAAAUUAUCCCCUUAGACUCAGAGUGACCAUAUCAUUUUCCCUCCACACAAGGACACUUUUGAGAAUGAAAAGGAGGAGAUGUCUGUACCAGACGCUGGAUGACAGGCACCGACAGGCUGUCUGCCAGGGGAGCAGCGAUUCCUGUAUGUUGUAGAAAGUUUUUCAAAAGUCACCUUGGAAAGAGGUUUUGUUCCUUAACCUUCUGUUAAAUAGGAAGCUCCGUGAAUGAAAACAACUCCCUUCCCUAAACAUUCUAGUAAUGACCCAACACUGCCAAGCCUGCCAGCUCUGCCUCAUGGUCGUGUUGACUGUGUGAGACUAUGUGAGUGCCUGCUACACAGUACGCUUUCAGUAAACAUGGUAUUGCCUCGAUAAUCCCACAAAAAUGUCCUAUUCAAAUCACCUGGCACCCAGGAAAUUUCCUUCUUUUUUUUCCCAGGUGAAAUAUACAGUUGAAAACACCUGACAGCAAUUCCCCUCUCCCAUGUGUUUGCAGGAUGGUGGUUUUGGUUCCUCCAUCUUUGAUGUGUACAAGUGUGAUGUUUUCCCCCCACAGACAAGUAAACCACAUUCUCUUCACAUUCCCAAUGUUUUGUCAAUGUACCUCCUUCAAUAGAGGAUCGAUAAGGAAAAAAAUCAUUGACAAUCUCAAUUAGAUUCACUAUUUCAUCCAAAAGCAUAGCUUAGAACUCUAGUUUUUGUUCAACACUCUUGCCCUAUGAGUGCACAGAACUUUAAUUCUGAUACAAACAUCCCUGAAUGUUUAGCUUUGACAGAGAUUCCAAGGUGAUUUGAUAAGAAGCAGGGCUGUGUUUGGGCUCUGGGAGUUUUUGAUAUGGUUUCAAGCCCCAUCCAAAACCCACAGACCUCUAGAAAGUAGGUGCCUGCCUUCCUGCAGCAGCCCUGGAGCCUGCUGGGGGCUUUGAGCAGCUGCUGCCAAGCCAGGCCUCACCCGACACUCUGAUGGGCACGGCCAUGGUGGCAGGGGCUUGGACGCUGCCAGGUGACUCUAACUUGUGGCCAGGGUGGGAAGCACUGCUCCACAGAGGUGCCAAAACCAGGUUCCUUCCUGUGUUCUCACAUUUCACAGCCUCAAUGUAAAAAGUAAGACAUGGGCACUCUGGAAUAUUACAAAAAUAUAGAAAAGCAUGUUAUAGUAAAUAAAAGGCUCACAGAAUUUUGUCAUUUAGGAACAAUGAUUAUUAAUAUAUUAGUGUGUGUUUUUGCUCAUUAACAGUAUAUCCUGAGAUAUUUCCUAUACCAUUUAAUAUUUUAAAAGAUGUUUACACUGGCCACAGUAGCUCAUACCUAUAAUCCCAACACUUUAGAGGGCAAGGCAGGAGGAUCACUUGAGGCUUAAAAAUUAGCCAGGUGUAGUGGCACAUGCCUGUAGUCCCAGCUACUCAGGAAGCUGAGGCUGGAGGAUCACUUGAGCCCAGGAGUUCAAGGCUGCAGUGAGCUAUAAUUGCACCAUUGCACUCCAGCCUAGGUGACACAGUGAGACCCUGUUUCUAAAAUAAAUAAUAAAUAAAUUAAAACAUUUAAAAAUACAUGAUGUUUAAUUAUUAGAGGACUCAAUUUUAUAUCUAUGUAUACAAUAAUUUUUAAGUUUCUUAAUAUUGGACUUUUAGUACCUUUUUAAAAAUACUAUUUUUAAAAAAAUCUGUAUUUCUAACUUUUUAUAACAAGGAACCUUUGGCUUUGAGAUGACUGGGGAAUCCAUUCUUUCCUAUAGUAUCCAUGUCCAAUGGACUUAAAGUAUUAAUCAAUGUGUUUAUGUUUUGUUAUUUUUCUGGCAUUACAAAAAAUUCUAAAUAUAUUGUUACCGCCUGUAUAAAUAUCAGCUUUUGAGAGAAGGACAUUGUGUAGAAAUAAUGAAACACUGCAACUUGUAUUUGUAUUAUUCUUUUUUUUUUUUUUUUUUUUGAGAUGGAGUCUCGCCCUGUCACCCAGGCUGGAGUGCAAUGGUGCGAUCUCUGCUCACUGCAAGCUCCGCCUCCCAGGUUCACACCAUUCUCCUGCCUCAGCCUCCUGAGUAGCUGGGACUACAGGUGCCCGCCACCGCGCCGGGCUAAUUUUUUGUAUUUUUAGUAGAGACGGGGUUUCACCAUGGUCUCGAUCUCCUGACCUCAUGAUCUGCCCGCCUCAGCCUCCCAAUGCACUGGGAUUACAGGCAUUAUAUUAUUCUUUAAAUUCACAUGAGAAUUUAGUAUGGCUUCAAAAAAUACCAUAAGUUAAAAUAUCACCAAGACUCUGUUCAGACAAAAGUAUCAGAAAAGUGAGCCAGGCACUCACAUAGUUUAUAGUUUAUAAAAGUGAGACAGGCAUGAUCUCUUAACCUCACUAUAGUCCUGUGAAUAAGGUUUAUUUACAUUUCAUUUUACCUGCCAGGAUUAUUGUAAAAACGCCAAGCACAUUGCCUACACAAACUAAAUAUUCAGUCAAUGGCUGCUAUUUUCAUGAGUUCGUUUUAACAUAUAUUUAUUGUCCUCUACUGGAUUUAAGAAGUUAUAUUUAUUAUCAUCUAAGAUUUUAGCUAUUCCUUCUCUUAAAAAUAGAUUUUAUAAUCAAUGGCAGUAAGGGAGAGUAACUCGCAGUUCUCUGAAUCUCAAGGGGUUCCUGGAAGCCUUCCUGAAGGUAUAGUGAAAUUUCAGCUUCACAUUCCCAUCCAUGAGCUCCCUGCAAAUAUCCCGGUCUGCUCUCAGGACCCAGUGACUUACCUAUGCAGAGGCUGUAGAUAGCACCUGGAGCUUCCUGUGUGCCCUCCUCAAACUCAGCCAAUGCCGUCAUACAGUAGCAGGCAGGUGUCUUUGCUGGGUAGUUGGACUGGAUGUCCCUGGGAUUGCAGAACUGGAAUGGGGAGUGACAUCAGGAAACUAUAAUCAUCAGGACAACAUGGUUUGCCAUAACUUUAAGUUUUAAGCGACCGCAGAUUAUGCGGAGAGAGAUGCAUGCCCACAGCCAUGCUUCCCAUGUAACUGGAGAGGGGUCUGAAGUUUGAAACAAGUGUUCCUAGGCACGGGUUACAGUGUUUGUUAUCAUCAUACUUGAUUUAGAAUGGGGCACAACAUGUGGAUUCAUGGUAACUGUUACAACCUUACUCAUUUUAAUACCUGAAAACAUGCUUUCCCCAUGCUGGGAAUCGAAAGAUUCUCCUAGGAAAAGAAAGGCUUGACAACAUCGAUUCAAAAAGGGCAUGCAUUUUCCUCAUUUAAAUAACUCUAAUGUGCAAGUAGAUCCCCUGACCUCAAGCUCAGAAGAGUCCAGGCCUUCACACCUUCUCUGCUUCUGCUCUGGGGCCAGCUAUUGAGAUUCCUGUGCCCACGCAAUGCGCACAUCCCACCCCUGGCCGCUGUCCACAAGAAAUCCAGUUGCACCAAGCACCCCACUUUUUGCACCUCUCAUUUAUGUACUCCUAAGAGCCUCACCACAACUCCCUUCUAAAAACAUGAGUUCCUGACUGGGAAUUCGAUGCUGCCCAGGCAGCUUUGCUCAGAGGGAGCAGCCUUCUAGAAAUGUUUCAAGUAAACUUUCAAGUAUAACUAAAUUCAAAAAAAACACAUACACACACACACACACACACAAGUCAAAGGUGUGUAAUUUGGCCAAUAUCACAAACCAAUUAGCCCUUUGUAAGUGGCACCCAGAUCAGGACAGCUGACCAUACCAGCACCCUAGAAGCACCCCGUGCUGCCUCCUGGGACAGGGCUACCACCAUCCUAAGGCCAGCACGAUGGGCCAGCUUUGCCUGCUGUUGAAUUUUGCUUACAUAGAAUCCUCCAGUAGGUACUCCUUUGGGUCAGGUUCUUUCACUCAACAUUAUGUGUUGAUAUUUUUCCAUGCUGUGCUGCAAAAUUGUAUUUCUUGCAUUCCAUAACUGGGCAGUUCCAUCAUAGGAGAAUACCACACUGCGUUCGUCCAUUCUACCGCCAAUGGACAUAUGGGUUCUUUCUCUUUUCUUGCAGUUACAAGUUUAUGAAUAUUGUCCCACGUGUCCCUGGUGAACUUUUGUUUGCAUUUCUGUUGGGUACCUCAGAGUGGCGUUGCUGGGUCAGAGGGUACUGGUCGCUUUAGUAGCUUUGAAAGAUAUUGCCAAAACAUUUUCCAGCGCAGUUAUAGCAAAUUAUACACCACCAGCAGUAGAAAACAUCUCCUAAUUGCUCACAGUAAACCCCCAAAGAUUGCCACAUACAUCUUCCAUAUCAAUUACUUAACUAUUCAGCAAAUUUGAAGGGAAAUAUAUUUAAUCUUUUUAUUCAAAUAGUUUAUAAAGUGGAAUAGAGAUGUGGGUAAAAGUUGUCUUGCCACCUUUUUAGAUCGGUAAAAGUUUGUUGAAUGCAGGCAAGAAAAGAUGAGAAAUAAUGGUACCCAAUGAAAGACAUAGCAGUCUACAAGGAGGGGCAUUUCCCGGGGUGGGGGGGACCCACACUCUGUAACUCCCACAUUCAAUUAGCAUGUUAUAGGUAAGCUGCAGAAAACGAGGCAGCUUGUCAAAGAGGAACGGCUCUUGGCCAUGGUUGCUGCCCUAGGAGGAUAUUUGAUACUAGCAGAGCUGGGGCAACCCUGGAGGAAACCACCUGGAAUGAUGGGAGAACUCCUCCAGGGAACAUGGCCCUUUAAUAGAUCUCUGUUAUAAAAAAUAAUCCCAAAGCAGCCACCAGGGCAUACUGCUGCGAUCAAGUCCUAGGCGGUAUUCCCUUCUGCGCCAUAGACCCUGUGCAGAGUGCCCUCAACGAAGGAGCAAGGAAGACCAAGUCUCCCGAGGGUUUGCAUAUGUGUAUGUGAUUCUGCAGUCAUGGUGAAUGACACAGUCAGGGCUGCGGAAAAGCAUUGGUAAAGUGUAUAUUUGAGGCUUCAGAAGUUUGAAAAGGCUAGAUUUCCUAGGCCAAAACACUGAAAAUUUGCAAUUAGAACUUCAGUGCUGAUGCUGGGAAGACUGGAGUUAGUUUGAGACAUGCACCUGUGCAGAACUGGGCCCCCAGAAAAGGAGAAGGAAGGGAAUCCAGACCAGAGUAGGGCCUGACACCACUCAGACUCGGCGUGUCUAUAAAUUAGAAUUGCGUUACAAUUACACUUUGACAUUUUAGUGGUUUUUAAAGUGCCCAGCACAAGUUAAUUUUUCAUUAAUGAAUCCUUUAUUCAUAAAAUGCUUAGAUGGAGAUUACCCUUUUGAGCAUUUUGCCAGUGCUUCUGAAAUUAAUGGGGACCUCCUGUUGGAGGACACAGUCUGUUGCAAUAGGUGACCACUGCUCUGAAUCUAUGUCACCUCUCCAGGACCACGGGCACAACCAUCACCUGAGGCAUGUUGGAGAUGCAGAUGGUCAGGCCCUCCUAGAAUCUCAGAAUCUGCAUUUUAGCAAAGUCCUGGGUAAUUCCUAUGUCCAUUGGAGUUUGAGAAGCACUGGUAAUCUCAAAUACUUUAAAAGAUUACUAGAGUAAGAUAGGCUCAGUAGGUACCUGAAGGCACCAUCCCAAAGACCAGAGUGGUAGAAGCAGGUGGACCAGCCUCUGAACACAUUUCUCCCCCACUCCCCGGCUGUGUGGAAGGUUGCCACCUUUGGGGUAGUCAUUCAACAAACACGUGUCAACUGUCCACUAUGUGUCAGGCCACCACUGGGCACUGGCUGUGGCUAGCUGGAUAGACACCAUUUCUGCCCUCCAGAAAUGUCAUGUCCACUGGCACAUGACAAGUCACUAAGUCAUUCAGAGCCAUGGGUGACAGCUCCAGGGGCCGACAAAGGAGCUGUGAUCUCACAGAUCCACAGAGAAGUGUCCCAGGGCGGGCGGGAACCAGGACUGCACAGGGAGGGGUGAAGUGACACAUAAGAAGUCAGCCCAUCAGCCUGAAAUGCUCCCCCAAAUCUUCCCAUUCAGUGUUUUCUCAGUAGCAAACUCGUGGGAAAAUUGGUUAUUUUACUUAAAAAACUCAUACUAGAAAGCUAGUUUAACUUUAAAAAUAAAUUUUAAAAACAUUUUUAUUAACAAAUCCUACCUUUCCUCCAAAGUCAAGGAGAAAAGAAUAGAAGUGAACAAUGGACCAAGUAAGCCUAAAACUCUGCUCUUUCCCCUGCUCAUUUUACAGUUCAAGUGCCAUUCAAUUUAUCCUGGCAAGAAGAGGAAGGCAUCAUCAAGACCUUAAUUUUCUAAUACAUCUGAUCUGAGAAGAAUGUGAAAGCUAUAAAAUUAAUUUUUGAUCAAUAACUACAGGCCUUUUGAGAGAGUGCCCUCCUAAUGAAUUGAGUACCUAUUUCUCCAUACACAGUGUCUAUCAUGACCUACAAACCCUUUUCCCAUGAGGUGUAACAGAGAGAGAUUACAGCCUUGGAACUGGAUGUCAGACUCUCCUGGUUUAAGACAAUAAGCCAUGACAUAGAGCCUGAAACCAACACAAUCUUCCGAGUGGUUCCAGAAACAUAUAGGGGAUAAUGUUGGCUCUGAUGCUGUACAUCCCCAACAACCAUCAACUAUUUGGAAACUAGAAUUUCAGCAUAAUUGGAGUUGGUGUUACCCUAGCAAAUGCUGUGGGAAGAGAGUCUCACUGUGUAUCUUCUCCUGUUUAAAGCCUGAAUUUGUUCAGAAUGUAAUAUCUCUGUUUAGCCACUCUACUGAAACUGAUCUAGGAAAUGUUCAAAAAAAGGUAUCCCAAGGAUCCCUUUGUAGCUACAUCUGUGGGAUUCCCCUCGCUCUGGCGUGGCCUGGCCCCUCUGCAUUUGACAAUACGGUCCUAUGCUUUUGUCUUCCUGGGCUGCGUGAACCCACCCUGCCCUGGUUCACCUCUCCUCUUGACCCAUCCUUAUCAGUGUCUUGAAAGGUCCUUCUAUUGGAGGACACAUUCUGUUGCAGCAGGUGACCACUGCCCCAAAUCUGUUUCACCUCCCCAGGGCCAUGGGCACAACCAUCCCUGGAGUGUGUUAGAGAUGCAGUUGGCCAGGUCCUCCAAAAUCUCAGAAUCUGCAUUUUUGCAAAGUCCUGGGUAACUCCUAUGUCCAUGAGAGUUUGAGAAGUACUGGUCUCAUGAGUUCCUGACAUACAAAUAGUGCUGAGGCCAGUAUGCUGACUGGGUAGCCAGAUACAAGUGAAAACCUUCCUGUUUUUUGCAAACCUGGAUGGACCCGAGGCCGCUGACGUGGGCCAGGACAAGCUACUCUUUUUCAGUGUUUCUGUUGCAUCGCUGUGUCUCUCUGUGAUCAGGUGCUGCCCUCCCUGGCAGGAGGACUGCAGACAGGAUGACCAAGAGCACUCUACACAGCCUGCUCUCCAGUGUUGGGGGACGCCACCCACCCUCGUGGUUCCUGUUCAUCUGCCUACACGUGGAGGGCCCAAGAGGGCUAAUAUGUGACUAUCUCCACUUCCUGGUACCCUGUGUGAAUAACUUCACUUACUAAAGGGAUGUUGAGCAACUUUAUUAAUAAUGAAGAAAGCACUUUGGUUUGACAAAUAAUCACUCCAUUUUUUCAUUUGAAAGUUAACUCUUGUUAGUAGAGAAAGCAAUGUAUUACAACCACAAGGACGUUUACAUGGAAAUGAACCAUCUGCAAAGCAUCCCCCAUUUUCCUUUUAAAUCAGCCAAUGGGUGGUGGUGGGAGAAAUAUUCACCAGAGUAUUUAACAUCUAUCCCCCUUCCUAGACUGUCAGCUCCAUCCGGGCGGAGACUGUUGGUAUCUCCACAGCACACACAGGGCCUGGCACACAUCCGGGGCUCAGUGAGCACUUGCUGAAUGGUGAACAGAUUAGCUCUCCUGGGAACGUUGUUGACACAUCUCAUAACACUGGUUUGGAGUGGAGGGCAUUCAUCGGGCUGCAUAUUCCUAUUUUUAAUUGUAUUCUCCACUGGUUACAGCACCUACAGUUAUAAAGACAUUGUUAACAUUGCUUAUAGGAAGACAUUUGAUGGAAAUGAGUCCAAAGGCAUUACGGUUAGAAACUGGCCAGGUGUCAUUUUUGAGAGAUUAGAUAACUGUUUUCCGGUAGAGUGAAUUGCCUGUUUGUUGCAAGUUGGGACUUUGCUGGGCUGGUUUACAGGGCCAAGGGGAAAGAGAUAAGUGGAUCUUCUAGUGAGAGGUCAUCUGUUUUGAAAGCCUGGAAGAUUCCAUGAACUAAAUCCAAGUCUUACAACACAGGGAAGUGUGUCAUACUGUGCAGGGAUGAAGUCUCCAAUUUAGCAUGAAAACAAGAGCUCCUCACACUGUCCUCUUCAGAAAGCCCAUACAAUCCAAACUUCUGAAUGCUUAGCUGCUUACAACCAUACAUAGAUUGAGGGAUAAAACUCUGAUAUGGAAGAGAAGGUAAACAUUUUUUGGCAGACAUUCCCAGGAAAAGGCGGCUCUCUUCUCUCAUUGCUGCUGCUCUUUCAGAAUCCAUUUCAACAGAGGAGGAGUCAAUGGGAGCCCCGUGCCUCUGGCAGAUAUCAUAUGGCGUUUCAGUGGCAUUGUGUGUUACCCUUCUUAGGUAACAGCUCAGCCAUUAGAAGAAUGUCCUACACACCUUCUCAUUUUCUGUGAUGAGAGGAAUGUGAGGUACUGCCCUUCGAGAGCUGUCAUUUGUCCUAGUAGCCAGCAGCGUGACUGUGCUGUCUUCUGCUCUGUCUCCCUGUCAGCCUUCUGCCCAGCCACCACCACUAUAGUUUUGUUCUCUCCAUUGGAACUCCUGGUUCAGAGAAUUACCAUAAAAAACAGACCCCUAGACAUACAACACUCUAUCACAUAAUGGUGACUUUGUCUUCUAUUUUGGAUUACUGAGCUUUCUUGGGUAACUUCCACUAAAUCGAAGUUAAUAUUAGAAGAACUUCCUCUUACUAGAAUCGAAAAGCAUUUAAGUGAUGCAGUCAAGUUUGUACCAUAAGUAAUUCAGUCAUUUAACAAAUAUAUAUGGCCUCUGUGCGACAGUGACCUUGACUGGGAAUGAAGCUGUCCCAUGUGGGGCCUGUUCUUCAAAGGCAGUUCCCUGCUGCCCAGUUCAGUCCAGUGGAUCUGGGCAUCUCUCUUUAAUCCGCAUUAGGGGCUCUUUACUGAUUCUUCACUAUCCAAAAAGACUUGGAGGGGAGACCUGAGCCCACUUCUGGAAGGAAAUGAUAACAAUUUAUUUAGAUAAUCUUUGUGCAACAAGUCAAUUCACUGAAGAGAUCUGCUCUCUAGGAGCCUCUGUGACCCCACCAUAACUGGGAAGGCUCUACCUCUCCAGUCUUCGGGCCACAUUUCUCUCUGGCCUGCUGUCUUCCCAGCACUCUCAGCCUUGCUCAUGGAGCACUCUAGUCCUCCGUCGACCUUGGCCUUUGGUAACGUGAUUUUUCACCUGGCAGCUCCCAUCUGGUCUCACUCCCUCUUUUUGUCCAGUCUGCAUGACACAGCCUCACAUCGUUAGUGUUCCCUCACUCCCCUCUUACUGCCCAACCUGCAAAGUCCAUGCCUGGGCCAGUGCAGCAUGUGUCCUCAAUGGGCUGCUGGUGGCAGUGGGGGGAACCGCACAGCCACGCUGUGUGCUGCUGAAGAAAUGCACAGCCUCCUACCCUCGCCCUCAAGAGGCAGCCAUGGCUGCGCAUUUCUGCCCUUCUGAGCUCCGCUCACUUUUGGCAGCAGCCGUUCCAACCUGCAUGGGAUCUUCACUCUCUCACAGAUGUGCUGACUCCUCCUGCUGCCUCCCCUCUCUGUGCCUUCUCACUCUCUGUUCCCUUUGCCCUUUCUCCCCUUUUCUCCUCUGCCUACCUCCAAGCCAUCCAUCACAGGACAGCUCAAGCAUCAGAUCCUCUGGGACACUUUCCUUAGUUGUUCAGUCUGAUGAGGUGUCCCUCAUCCUCUCUUAGCUGAAAAUCAGCAGCUGCCUCAACUUCUUUUCCAGCAUGUCUCAUGAGUAUUGCCACAACAGCAUCUGUCACAAUGUGGGGUAGUGGCUGACUUGCUUUUCUGCCAUUCAACUGAGUUCCCUCAGUGCUGGGGCCAGCGUGCAGUGUCUUGUAUUCAGUAUAUAGCUGAUUAAUUGAUGAAUUGAUUAAUUAAUGGUUCACACUAGCACAGUGCAACCUUCAAUGCAAAGAUCUCAUCAAAAUAAUUCACAUGGUGGGAUAUUUUAGAAGGAUGACCAGGCUAGUUUGUAGUAAGAAAAAAUCAACAAGACUAGGUCAGGAAUUCUUUUUUUGUCUACAGGCUUGCUAUAGAAGAUAUUGAAAAUCAUCUACCUAAUUACCUUUAUUUUAUCAGGUUGUGUAUUAAAUAUCACGUCUGGGGGAAGAAAAUGUGAUAUGUGAUUACAGACCUUUCCUGGUACAACAUAGUACGUUUCAGAUUAACUCAAGGUAUUGUGGUGAUAUUGCGGUCAAAGCCAGGUGAUUAAAGAGUCAUUCUUUGAAACAAAUAUCUGUGCAAUCAAUUAAGAAAUUAAUUUGCAAAUUUUAUUUGCUUAGAGUAAUUGAUAUAUCAUUCCUUUUACAAACAAAUAUAAAGAAAACUUAACUAAAAAUACUGCAUAUCUCUUUCAGAUUAUAUAUCCCAGAAAGGAUAUAUUUUUCUCCUUUCUGGUCUUCCUUUUUGGUGUAGCAUCUGUAGGAAAUGCAUUUCUUCAUAGCUAAGUGUACCUCCUUGUGAAAUAUCUUCAGAGUCUACUGGUGCACAUAAGCAAUUGCUGGCAGCAGCUUGAGGGUCUCCAUCUCACAUUUAUCAUAUGCCUUAUUGCAUGAGGCUUUGCAAGAGGAGGUCUAGAGCUACAAUAUCUCAUGGAUAUGAAUGUCAAUUCAAAUCCCAGUGGCAGUUUAUGAGGGGGAAAGCCUAGAAGAGAAGAAACCUAGAGGAAUCAAGCAGGAGGGGAGAGUAAUAAAAGACUAGAGCAGCAGGUUUUUCUUAACUCAAACUAGAAUUAAAUCUCUGUGUGUGUGUGCAUGUGAAUGUGCCCGUAUGUGCAUGCAUGCACGUGUGUAAAUGGAUGUGUGUGUGUGUGCAUGUGUGUGCAAGUAAGUGUGUAUACGUGUGUGGGCAUGUAUUGUGUACAUGUAUGUGUGUUUUAUGCAUCUGUUUGCAAGUAUGUGUGUAUGCACAUAAAAGUGUGAAUGUACAUGUGUGCUUGGUGUAUGUGUGUGUAUUAAUGUAUGCGUGUAGUUCUAGAGUCUAGUUAGAGAAAGUGCAUAAAGAAAUAGGGAAAUUAACAAGAAAGCUAUAGCUUAAAUUAUAGGAAAAACUUUUCUCCCUAUCAGUCAUGGUUUUAAAAUGUUCAGACUUGAUAUGUUUCCCAGUGCUAUUGUCAGAAAAUGUCCCUAUGACAUUCCAUACUACUUCAAUCAAAUCUAAAACCUUUGUUCCAACAUGUUUUAUUGAUAUGAGUAUAUUUCAAAUUUCUACCAGGUUUUUGGAGAGGUAUUUUGGCCAUAAAAUUGACUAAAUUAUUCAAAAUAAAAAAUGAAUAAGCCUGGGCCAAGGCUUGGAGACUUGCUUAACUCAGUUCUUAAAUUUUCAGAUUUUCAAAAUUACAAAUUUAAGCUCUAAAAUCAUGGUGCUGUGUAUGAUAUUCUUUGAUUGCAACUUAUGGUUGAAAAACUAUAGAGGGCUUUAUGCUAAGAGUUGUGGAUCUUAGGAUUUUCAUGAAAUCUGCAUUAUCAUCAUCUGCAAGUUUAGAUGGGGCAUAACUGAUCCAAAGGAUGGAUCCCUCGGGGGCAAUUCAACUGGCUGAUUCCAGCCAAGAUGACAACAGUCAGGAUCCGUUCCCUUCUGAUCAUCCAUUGGGUGCCCUGAUUUCCUCUACAGCCCUAGCUGAAAGACCAGACACUAUCUCAGGCUGGCUGCCCCACAUGCCUUGCUCCACACCAAAUUCACAGUCUAUAAACCUGAGCCUCCAGUGCUCCUACUACCAUACUCACUCGAACAUUCCCGAUUCUGACCUGGAGAUGUCAACAGCUACUUGAUGCCACUCUCUUCUAUCUUUCUGUAGCUAAGCCAUCCCCAAGUUUGUCGAUUCACCCUCUUUAACCCCUGUCGGGGUGUCCAUUGUGCCCCUUCACCCUGCCAUCUCCCUGGUGCACUGUUUUGCAAAGUUCAGCAUACAUGAGCGUCACCUGGGAACCUUAAUAAAGUGCAGAUGUUGAUUCAGCAAAUCUGGGAUGCCCUCGGGCUGCAUUUCCAGCAGGCUCCUGGGGAUGUCCCCGCUGCUGUGCUGCAGAUGACACUCUCAGUGGUGGGACUCCAGGCUCUGCUGUCGCCUCCUAGGGGUUUCUCCACACUCCCUGGAGGCCUAAUGGGCCCUUCUCCACAUGGCAGUAAGAUCUGUUUUUGUGUUUGUGUUUCAAGUUGGGAGAAGGAGAUUAUUUAAUACUAAAAUGUGCAACAUGGGAUUGAGAAAACUAAUUAUUAGUCAUAAGUUGAGUAUGCAACAUUGAAACCACAUGCUUUAAAAAAUUAUAAGAAAAAAUCAUAGUAUUUGAAAGUUACAAGCUAUUAUGGCUAACUCCAUUUAUCUCAGUUAGAGAAGAAGAGUCACCUGUCACCAGGGCACUGCCAGAAGCCAGGCUCAUUUCCAACAGCACUGGGUGCUCCAGCUUUGGGGUGCCAGCUCCUCCCAUAAAGCAAACACAUACCUAGGGAUGAUAUUUCUUUGCAAGGGCUCUGCCCUACAGCUUGUACAUCUCAAGAAGUUAUGUAAUUAAACUGUCUGUUUUGAGAAAAUUGUAGAUUCACACAUACUAGCUGUAAGAAAUGAUGCGGAUAAAUCCAGCGUACCAGCUUUCCCCACGGAGACGUCUUGCAGCGUCACAGCCAGGAUGAGGCAUUGACCCAGGCGAAGUCCAGAGCACCUGUGCGCUACAGGGCCCCUUGCACUGUGCUGUCACAGACACGCCCACUUCCAGAUGCCAUCUAGGACCCCCUCCAAAAAGCAGAGGCAUUCUUAAAAACACACAUCUGCACAUGUUCCUCUUCAUUUGAAUCUGUCAGUGGCUUCUCAGUGCCUUUCAAAUGAAAUCUAAAGUCCUUACAAGCCUUGCAGCAGGAACCUCUCCAUCCCACUUCCCCUCACACUCUCAGCUUCAUCUCUGCUAGGCUCUGUUCAGCCAGGCAGCCUUUCACAGUCCCUCUCCUCCUGCCCUGCCAGGAAGGUCCCCUGCCCCCAACUCUUCCCCACAUGUGGCGGGGCCCCGCUUGUCCUUAGAAGCCCAGCUGAACUGCUUCCUGAAGGAACCCCUCCAGAACCUCUCAGACCAGGUCAGGUUUCUGCACUCUUAGAUCAUCCCCAUGGCAUAAUCACAGUUGUGAUGUUGUGAUGAUUCAGUGAAUGUCUGUCUCCCCACUGGAUGGUAAGCUUCCUGAGGGCAGGAACAGCAUUGGUUCCAGUCAAUGCUAUGUCCCAGGACUGUUCGUUUUUGCACAUACUAAUCCUAAAAGGACGAUGACAACAGCAACCACUUACAUGACCUAGAUGCUCUUCUGGGUGUUGUGCAAAUAUUAACAAUUUAAUCCUUGCAACAAUCCACGAGGGAGGCAUUCUUCUACUCCCACUUAACAGACAAGGACAGUGAAGCUAGUAAAGAGAAGUCAUUUGCCCAAGGGGACCCCACUACUGUUGGCAGAGCUGGGUGCAAACGCAGGCUUGUGAAGCCAGGACCCAUGCAUUCAAAGACCAUGCCAGGUGCCCCCACUGCACACCUCAUCCCCACAUACCAGUGAGGGGGAGAGAAAUGCUCCUGCACUGCCUCUGAUUAACUGCUUUCCUAGAAGUCACACAUAUAAAAGGGAUUUAAUUCUAGUGGGAUUGAAUCUCAAUAGUUUCCUUAUUAGGUUGAUUUCUGUUAAUAGUUUAAGUACUGGAUAUACAUGAAUUAGAAAAUCUAGAUUAUUAGCAAAUGCAAACUAUAAAGUAUUUUAUAAAUGUUAUCUUGUUUGUCAGGGGAUGAGUGAGAUAUUCAUUAUACAAAAAGUAGUGUGGAUUUUGAGGUAGAAGGUUUACUAAGGAUCAUACCGUAGUAUGAAAUAGCCACAAACAUUCAGUGAAACCAAACACCCCCGCUUAACCUCAAACUAACACUAAAUAAUAAGGAAUAGACUUGGGGGCAGUGCAAGUGUAUUUCUAAUGGUGAAAACCAUUCCCCAGUGAAAACUAAUGUACCAUCUAGUUAAUAAGAGCUCCUCUGACCCACGCACAUCAAUACUUACAUCCCAAUGGUGAUGUGACAUUUUGGGUUUUGUAUUUCUUUUGCAAAUUGAGCUAGCAUUUUUGAUGAGUGGCAGGGCUCUGCUACCCAACCUUUGGACAGUUUCCAAGCAUAAAAUCACAAUUCCAGAUAAUUCUGUCACAAAGAUCUGGGUCUCAUUAGGAAGGAGAGGAAGCUGGGAGAUGAUCCAGUCCAACCUCCCCCAAACCAAACAUCACGGCCUUCUCAGUUGUUUCACCAACCAUCUAAAUGUUUUAGUAAUUCUAAAAAUUGAUGCGCUUUUUCCACGAAAGGAAGUGUUACCACAUUUUCCAAGUGGGAGGCAUCUAUAUCCUUACUCCUUCAUCCUCUCCUUCCCACCCCCUCACCCCCCACCACCCACACAACAUCUGCAAUUCUUAAACUAAAGCACAAAUUGUUACAAAAGUUAAUUGCACUUUCAAAGGAAUGCUUGUAUAGAAACUUUCUCGGCUUCAAGGAAAAAUAAUACGCUUUGAAUGGCUGUUCAACAGCAUAGAAAUUAGCUGAGUAGAAGGCACUCAUAUAGCCAUUAGGACCAAUCCUUUCUGCCGCCAACACCCCCCUUAUAAAGACUUGACAGUGGGCCAGAAUAAACAACUUCAGGAUGAAUUCAGUUGAGACACAAAGUACACACUUCCAGUUUUUCCCUUCUCUGGUUACUGGCCUCAAUAACCAGGCAGUCAACUUAAAAAGAAAAACAAAAGCUUGCUUCAGAUUACAGAUUGCAGACUUCUUAUAAUAUGUCCAUUUCACCAGGCCCCGCUCUCAGCCCCGGGAAAGGCCACUGGAAACCACCUCACAUGGUAGGGCCUUGCGGGAGCCAGUAAUAACCUUAUCUCCGUCAACAUGUUCUGUCAGAUUGAAUGGGGCAGCCAGAGAAGCCAGAGUUGGCACAGGAACCAAAACAAAGGCUUCCCAUCCUCCUGGAGUGAGCGGUUGAGCCUGGAUUGGUGCUUAGACCUAUAAUGGGUGCAAGCAGCGUUCAUUCAUAGUGGCUUUCUAGACCCAGGGACUUGGCCCCAGCCCUGCUGCUCCACUCCUCUUCUUGCUUCAUUACCACGAGUCUCCUAGACCACCGAACGAUGCCUGCAUUUGAAAGACACUUCUGCUGAUCAAAGCAGCUGAUGUGUCCCUUUGCGGUUCAUUUCUAAUUGUCCCCAAGGAGGAGAAAUUCAAAUAGUUUAUUACUGAGAGUUAAAGAAAUCCACUGAAAUAUUCUUUGGUCUAAAAUUACUGUCAUGGCGGAGCAGCUUCACCUUAGUCAUUGCCCUUAAAUAUGAAAGCUAUUUAAGAAAGUUUGCCCUUAAAUAUGAAAGCUAUUUUAAAAAGUUUAAUGAAAGAAGAGAAUCACAAAACAUUUUCAAAAAGCAAAAGAAAACCUAAGAGAAAAGUUGAAAGUAGGAAUUUUUUAAAGAAUAUACGACGUGUGUUCUGUGACUCACCCCUGCAAGUUAUUUGUGUGUAUUCCCUUGCAUAGUAAUUAAUAAUGAAGCAAAGCAUGGCAAUGAUAUCUUUUCUUGUCUAGUAUUCUAGAAGACUCCAUGUUUUUGGAAAAUAUCACUCUAGUUAGAUCUCAAAUAUAUUCAAUCAGAAAAUGGGUUUUCUACAAGAUUCUAUAUCUGUAGUCAAUAGCAAAUAUAAUUCUAUUAAGCUAGUAGGAUGUGAUAGGAAACUAAAACCUAGGGGAGACCAAAGCAAGGAAAAAUACUUCCUCAUCCAAACUUGAGAGCAAUUUACCGUCAGGCCUACUAUUAAUAGAUGGAAUACAGAUUCCAUUUUCAUUACUCAACUGCCAUAUUCAUUAUUACACUGUACAGAAAAGGGAAUCACAUCUGUUGAAAACUUAUAUAUGAUGUUCAUGCAUGCAUUCCAGUAAUUCAACAAUUUUUAUUUAUCUUUUUAUUGCUUGCUAAUUUUUCAAAAUAAUAAGCUAAAGAAAACAAAAUGUUUGUGCUGUUCUCAGAUGACAUGUUAUCUCUUUAAAGGACAAAAUGUGCUGUGAAAUAAUAGAAUGCUUUCAGCACUCAAGUGUGAGUGAGUGCUCAUACAUGAGAGAAAGCCGUGGGGACUACAGAAGCCAAGAAGCAGAUCUAGCUGGGGAGGCCUUUGCAGAGGAUGUAGUUGUGUGGAGAGGCCACACACGUGGAAUUCCCAGGAGGGCUGUGGAGGCGGGGAAUCUGCAGGAAAGCACUGGGGUGAGAAACGUGAUGAGAAACAAUUAUUGUCUUAAAAUAUCUGCAGGGCUGUAAGGUAGAGAAGCAAUACGUUGCAUCUGUGUUAAGUCAAACAAAAUUAUCAAGGGACUGGUUUCAGCUUAACAUAAGGAACAAUUAUGUGAUAGGGUUGUCAAUAACAAGAGUAGACUGCUUCUUCACACACUCCUAGUCACUCAGAAUGGUCCAGGAGGAGUGGACAACCAUUUGGUAGAGUAUGGGAAGGCAGGGGCCCUGGGUGGGAGUGGUGAGGGUAGGGAGUGAGUAUCCCAAUCUAGAAGUAAAUUGUGCCCAGCACGGAGCUGCAACACUGCCCUGCACACAAACACACACAAAUAACAAUCCCCAGCCCCUGCAUUUCCCUCUCCGGUUUCAGGACCUUGUAUCUUACUUCAAUUCCUUUAUUUAGCUGAUGAUGAAAUAGGAAGAGCUUAGCACUAAGAAAAUCCUUUUGGAGUUUGGCCUUGGGGGAAAAUGAAUCACUCCAACCAGGUCUGUCUUCUAGAAAGUAUAGGAUGAAAGGGCUCCUCAUCACAUACUUCCUGACCUCCUGCUAGGCCUUUCCCUAAAACAGGGGCUGGCAAAGCACAACCUGUGGGUCACGCCUAGCCUGCCACCUGUUUUUGCAAAUAAAGUUUUAUUGGAGCAUGACUAUAUGUAUUUGCUUACAGUCUGUGGCUGCGUUCACACUAUCCCAGCAGAGUUGAAUAAUUGGGACAGGGACCAUAUGAUGGGUGAAGCUGAAAACAUUUACUCUCUGGCUGUAUUCAGAGGAGGUUUACUGAGCCCUUCUCUGAGACAUGGCAAGCGCUGCUUCAGGCUCAUGCUUCACUAGAUUCAGGCCUGGGGCAGUAAAGAGCCAGCUCAGGAUAGCACUCCCGACUCACUCAUUUUUUCAGGCAGGGGAGCCAUCUAAUGUCAAGUGCCUACGUGCAGGAACUGGUCUGUUAAUUAGCAGCUCUCCUCAUGGAAGGGAUAAUAUAUUCUAGAAACAGGAGUGCGGCCCUAUUGCAAGAAUGUCCUGAGCCAAAAUUAAGAUUCUUCUAUGGCAGAAACUUGGCUGGGGCUUCUCCUGAGUUAACUUGGUAGUUGUUAGUGAUUUUUGAGUCAGUUUUUCCUUGUCAACGACCCCAGGAAUGAGUUUGGGAUUACAGGGUAGCCAGGGAAAGGGAAAGCUUCACGCCCGCCCCCGGGACAAGGUCUGUCUUCACACUGCUACAUCCCUUCACCCACUUUAAAAUGAAACUUAAAAGGAGGAUUUCAGUUGAGUAGGAAGUGAGAAGAGGGCUCAUUUUAAAACAAGCGUUAAAUGAAAACCCACACACACUCAGAGCACACAAAUCCAACCACGCUUACAAAACCAUCACAGAGGGUCAGGCGAGGCCCUUUUCUAAAUGAAAAAGAACAGGGGUGGAGACUGUUCUGAGAGCAUGCUGGGUUCCCUGAAGGGAAUUCUCAGCUGUAUGUGCCCCGCACAGGAUCCCUGCUAGACACAAGGCCAGCUGCCUUCCUUUCAAGCCGCAGACGCAUCCCUGUGUCCAGGCGGGCUGGUCAGCUGCGGUCAGCACCAGCUUCCCCGCUCCAUGGUGAGGUCAUCACAACAUGUGAGCAGGAGGGCAGGCCGGCAACCUCUGAGUGCUUAGAGAAAGGGACGGGAUUCCUCCUGUGCAACCCCUCUAGUCUCACUCAGACUCAAGUCUGACUAAGGGGCCAGGUGCUUUGACCAGGGACUCUCCCCUCUCACUUCCCUCCCAGGAGUCACAGGUACAUGAGUCCUUGUUUUACAAAUGAAGAAAACAGACCCAACAUGAUUAAGAUGUUGCCUUCAUAGGGGUGGCACCAGGAUUCCAAACCAUGGACUCCACUGAGCCCAGUGCCCACUGACAUGUGCCAGUAACAGUGCAGCUGCCUGUGGUUCUGUCGACUAAACUGCCGGCAGAGGCUGGCUUUCCACCUUCUUUUUUUUUUUUUCACUCUUCAAACACUUUAUGACAUGAACAUAAACUACUGGCUGCAUCGUUCUGCUGACAACAUGACAUGUUUCUAUAACUUGAAAAAAGCAAGCAGUGGACUGCUCAUUGGUAAAAUUGAGUCAGUAAUCUUUUAGGAAGGUUAUUUUUCUUCCUUUUACUGCUUCUCAUCUGUUCCCCGCAGUAAAGAGGACAAGAUGACGACGACUCAGGGAACACCUCCAGCCUGAAGCAGCACCAUGCGAGCUUAGACCUUAGGGUCGGCUUAGAAACCACAGGCGGGGCGGCUUGGGCCCCUCGGACACUCCCUCUCGAAGCUGCUUCUCCCCAAGCUACCCCAAAGGCACUGAGCGCCCUCUGCCCCCCAGCAAUUCAAUUCACUGGCUGUCCUGCUCCUGUCAGUACUGAGAGUUGCAUGUUUGACCCUCGGGGGAAAAGUCCAGAGGCCCUGGGGUGUCCAGCAUGCUCUGAGGUCCCUGCUGCUGACCCCUUGCGCUGUCAGCAUUCAGAGACAUUCACACAGCACAGCCUCCCAGGCUAACAGCUGUCAUGGAACAGUGGAGCAGCUAGACGUGGCCAUUCUGUGGCCCAGUGCUGCAGAGGUCAAAGGGACAAGCGCAGGGAGCAUCUUUGCUUUCAGAAAAAAAAAAAAAAAAAAGAAGCACACUGGUGCACUGACCUGCUCCUGGUGUCUUUGUGAUUGCUCUUUUCUUUCGAUUUUUGGUUGUCUUUUUUUUUUUGAAAGAGGGGCUUUUAUGCUUUUUUCCUAAUGUUCAUGGGUAAACCAAUGUAAAUGUGUGUAUGUUUAUAGAGAUGGCUUUAAAUCGCAAUUCUGCAGUAGAGAUUGAUUUUUUAAAAAACAUGGGUAAAAAUUGAAGAAAAAUUUUAAAAGAACAUUUAAACCAUCUUGGGCUAGGGGUGGAUAUGCACCACCCCACGGAAGCCAAACAAAAUCUCUCUGCAGAUAAACAUUUGCAAAAAGAAUUUCCAAUCCCAAUUUUUGAGUCAGAGAUCUUUUAUUUCCUUGCAAAUUACAUAUCUGUUUCAGGAUUUUUGACUAUAAGAAGAAUGAAUGAAGAUGUGUUUCUUACAGAUAACUAUGAACAAACCAGGAAGGAUAAUAACUUGUAUCCCCCAAUUCGAAUCCAGAGGAUGGGAAGGCAUAAAAAAAAGAAAUGGAAGAAACUUUAUUUUUAGUGGUAAAUGGUGGGACUAUGUAUUUUACGUAUGGUGAAGUCACCAAGCCCAACACUUGGCACUUGUAGGCAAGGUAGUCUUCUAAUCUGAAUGUGAAGUAUUAUGUUUUCAUUUGCUUGGUAAUGAGGAAUAUUGGUGCUUUCGUCCCAGUUCUCGAGCUGACUGACUUCUCUUUCUGACGUGUGUUCCUUUAGCACACCUCUACACUGCAUGGCUCUGAGAUGUCCUGUGACUGUUUCAUGUGUAAAGUUGCCUCCCCAAAGGACUCACAUAUUCCUUCAGGGCAGUGAGUACUUCUGAUUCAUCCUUAGCAGCUACCUUCGCGCUACUUUACUAGAUAUGUUGUAGUUGAAUUAAUGAACAAAAGAACAAGCAACUUUGGUGCCUGGUGUGCAUCUCAGAGCAGGGUGGAGUGAGCCUGGCCAAAGGGUCAUCAUGCAACCUCUGUGGCUGACUCCAUCUGGCCACGGAGCUUCUCAGCCAUGCUUGGUAUUCACAUGACUUCUAGGGCGACAGCUCAACCAGCAAAUAAACAGCUUCAUAUGGGAAAUAUUACUCAGCCUUUGUCAUCAAGGAGUGAGUCACGGGCCUGAACUGAAUAGAAGAUAGAGGAGAAAAGGUGUGUGGACUGGGUGAGACAGCGCCCAGCGAGGUGAACUCCCGGCAGCCCUGCCUGUCUUUACCUGCACAUCACCUUGCUAGGGUGCCUUCGGUUGUGAGGGCCUGUCUAGGAAGAGAAGAGUUGCACCCUGGCAGGCAGCACUGAGCUGUCUCAUGCAAAGCUGAGGAAGAAAGAGUGAGCUGCCCAGUGAGCCUGCUGGGGUGGUGGAGGCUGGGCUGGGCUGUGCAGUCUGCAGCCCCCAGCAGCCCUUGGCACCUUUCUACUGCCUGGUGCUCACCAGCUCUCCAGUAACAAAGAGGGACGUGAAGUCAGAGGGGAAGGGAGGUAGCACAGGGCAGUCUUGACUUUGAACAAAGAGCUGGCUUCCUGAAGUCAGCUGGCCGGGUUUUGAAGCCGAUUUUCCAGCAGUGAUCUUUGAUGCCAACCCCAUUUAGGAAUUCUGUAUCUCCCCCUACCUUCUACCAGAUGUCUCUGAGCUCACCUUUGGUGAUAAUCAUGCAAUCUCCGUCAUCCCCACGUCCACACUGCCCCAUUCUGUCCCACCCCGGGUUCUGUGGUGCUGUCGGCUCCCCAGCGAGCCAGGAAGGGAGAGGCCAGCUCUGCUGGGGCUCCUGCCGCCCUGGCUCUGCACUGCCCUUCUCUGGCAGGUCUGAGGCGCCACUGGAGGAGCCACACGGCCCUGAAGCAGCAAGGCAGAUGCCCUGGACACAGUGGAGGCACAGAGUGCAAGCACCGGCCUGGCCCACAGACUUUUGGAGGGGAAGUGGUAUUAUUCAGUUCAAAAGUAUGCCUGUGUGUAAAGAGAGAGCCCCUGAACAUGAGUAAGCAAAAGUCUCAGCGCAGAGAUUAGACAAGUAGAAUGCUGGCCCGAGAGGAGGCGUUUACUCACCCUCUGUCUAGGAAGGAAAGCCAGGCCCAGCACGCUCACUGCUAUCUAUCCUCUCACACAGAGGGAUUUUGAAUCGAAGCCAGCAUCCUGUCCUUUCUCCAAUGUCCCCUGCUCAGGAGUCAGGACUCAGCAAGGCCCACCCCAGCCACACACAGAUACAGUUCCAGGACUCAGAACUCAGCGAGGCCCACCCCAGCCACAUGCAGGUCCAGUUCCAGGAUUCAGGACACAGUGAGGCCCACCCGAGCCACAUCCAGGUCCAGUUCCAGGACUCAGGAUUCAGUGAGGCCCACCCCAGCCACACACAGGUCCAGUUCCAGGACUCAGGACUCAGCGAGGCCCACCCCAGCCACAUGCAGGUCCAGUUCCAGGAUUCAGGACACAGUGAGGCCCACCCCAGCCAUAUCCAGGUUCAGUUCCAGUUUGCCAAGGCACGAGUAACAAGCUCACGCAGUUGGGCACUUUUGAAGAUCAUUUUCUCAGCCUCCAGAGGAUGUUCAAUAACUGUGAGGUGGUCCUUGGGAAUUUGGAAAUUACCUAUGUGCAGAGGAAUUAUGAUCUUUCCUUCUUAAAGACCAUCCAGGAGGUGGCUGGUUAUGUCCUCAUUGCCCUCAACACAGUGGAGCGAAUUCCUUUGGAAAACCUGCAGAUCAUCAGAGGAAAUAUGUACUACGAAAAUUCCUAUGCCUUAGCAGUCUUAUCUAACUAUGAUGCAAAUAAAACCGGACUGAAGGAGCUGCCCAUGAGAAAUUUACAGGAAAUCCUGCAUGGCGCCGUGCGGUUCAGCAACAACCCUGCCCUGUGCAACGUGGAGAGCAUCCAGUGGCGGGACAUAGUCAGCAGUGACUUUCUCAGCAACAUGUCGAUGGACUUCCAGAACCACCUGGGCAGCUGCCAAAAGUGUGAUCCAAGCUGUCCCAAUGGGAGCUGCUGGGGUGCAGGAGAGGAGAACUGCCAGAAACUGACCAAAAUCAUCUGUGCCCAGCAGUGCUCCGGGCGCUGCCGUGGCAAGUCCCCCAGUGACUGCUGCCACAACCAGUGUGCUGCAGGCUGCACAGGCCCCCGGGAGAGCGACUGCCUGGUCUGCCGCAAAUUCCGAGACGAAGCCACGUGCAAGGACACCUGCCCCCCACUCAUGCUCUACAACCCCACCACGUACCAGAUGGAUGUGAACCCCGAGGGCAAAUACAGCUUUGGUGCCACCUGCGUGAAGAAGUGUCCCCGUAAUUAUGUGGUGACAGAUCACGGCUCGUGCGUCCGAGCCUGUGGGGCCGACAGCUAUGAGAUGGAGGAAGACGGCGUCCGCAAGUGUAAGAAGUGCGAAGGGCCUUGCCGCAAAGUGUGUAACGGAAUAGGUAUUGGUGAAUUUAAAGACUCACUCUCCAUAAAUGCUACGAAUAUUAAACACUUCAAAAACUGCACCUCCAUCAGUGGCGAUCUCCACAUCCUGCCGGUGGCAUUUAGGGGUGACUCCUUCACACAUACUCCUCCUCUGGAUCCACAGGAACUGGAUAUUCUGAAAACCGUAAAGGAAAUCACAGGGUUUUUGCUGAUUCAGGCUUGGCCUGAAAACAGGACGGACCUCCAUGCCUUUGAGAACCUAGAAAUCAUACGCGGCAGGACCAAGCAACAUGGUCAGUUUUCUCUUGCAGUCGUCAGCCUGAACAUAACAUCCUUGGGAUUACGCUCCCUCAAGGAGAUAAGUGAUGGAGAUGUGAUAAUUUCAGGAAACAAAAAUUUGUGCUAUGCAAAUACAAUAAACUGGAAAAAACUGUUUGGGACCUCCGGUCAGAAAACCAAAAUUAUAAGCAACAGAGGUGAAAACAGCUGCAAGGCCACAGGCCAGGUCUGCCAUGCCUUGUGCUCCCCCGAGGGCUGCUGGGGCCCGGAGCCCAGGGACUGCGUCUCUUGCCGGAAUGUCAGCCGAGGCAGGGAAUGCGUGGACAAGUGCAACCUUCUGGAGGGUGAGCCAAGGGAGUUUGUGGAGAACUCUGAGUGCAUACAGUGCCACCCAGAGUGCCUGCCUCAGGCCAUGAACAUCACCUGCACAGGACGGGGACCAGACAACUGUAUCCAGUGUGCCCACUACAUUGACGGCCCCCACUGCGUCAAGACCUGCCCGGCAGGAGUCAUGGGAGAAAACAACACCCUGGUCUGGAAGUACGCAGACGCCGGCCAUGUGUGCCACCUGUGCCAUCCAAACUGCACCUACGGAUGCACUGGGCCAGGUCUUGAAGGCUGUCCAACGAAUGGGCCUAAGAUCCCGUCCAUCGCCACUGGGAUGGUGGGGGCCCUCCUCUUGCUGCUGGUGGUGGCCCUGGGGAUCGGCCUCUUCAUGCGAAGGCGCCACAUCGUUCGGAAGCGCACGCUGCGGAGGCUGCUGCAGGAGAGGGAGCUUGUGGAGCCUCUUACACCCAGUGGAGAAGCUCCCAACCAAGCUCUCUUGAGGAUCUUGAAGGAAACUGAAUUCAAAAAGAUCAAAGUGCUGGGCUCCGGUGCGUUCGGCACGGUGUAUAAGGGACUCUGGAUCCCAGAAGGUGAGAAAGUUAAAAUUCCCGUCGCUAUCAAGGAAUUAAGAGAAGCAACAUCUCCGAAAGCCAACAAGGAAAUCCUCGAUGAAGCCUACGUGAUGGCCAGCGUGGACAACCCCCACGUGUGCCGCCUGCUGGGCAUCUGCCUCACCUCCACCGUGCAGCUCAUCACGCAGCUCAUGCCCUUCGGCUGCCUCCUGGACUAUGUCCGGGAACACAAAGACAAUAUUGGCUCCCAGUACCUGCUCAACUGGUGUGUGCAGAUCGCAAAGGGCAUGAACUACUUGGAGGACCGUCGCUUGGUGCACCGCGACCUGGCAGCCAGGAACGUACUGGUGAAAACACCGCAGCAUGUCAAGAUCACAGAUUUUGGGCUGGCCAAACUGCUGGGUGCGGAAGAGAAAGAAUACCAUGCAGAAGGAGGCAAAGUGCCUAUCAAGUGGAUGGCAUUGGAAUCAAUUUUACACAGAAUCUAUACCCACCAGAGUGAUGUCUGGAGCUACGGGGUGACUGUUUGGGAGUUGAUGACCUUUGGAUCCAAGCCAUAUGACGGAAUCCCUGCCAGCGAGAUCUCCUCCAUCCUGGAGAAAGGAGAACGCCUCCCUCAGCCACCCAUAUGUACCAUCGAUGUCUACAUGAUCAUGGUCAAGUGCUGGAUGAUAGACGCAGAUAGUCGCCCAAAGUUCCGUGAGUUGAUCAUCGAAUUCUCCAAAAUGGCCCGAGACCCCCAGCGCUACCUUGUCAUUCAGGGGGAUGAAAGAAUGCAUUUGCCAAGUCCUACAGACUCCAACUUCUACCGUGCCCUGAUGGAUGAAGAAGACAUGGACGACGUGGUGGAUGCCGACGAGUACCUCAUCCCACAGCAGGGCUUCUUCAGCAGCCCCUCCACGUCACGGACUCCCCUCCUGAGCUCUCUGAGUGCAACCAGCAACAAUUCCACCGUGGCUUGCAUUGAUAGAAAUGGGCUGCAAAGCUGUCCCAUCAAGGAAGACAGCUUCUUGCAGCGAUACAGCUCAGACCCCACAGGCGCCUUGACUGAGGACAGCAUAGACGACACCUUCCUCCCAGUGCCUGAAUACAUAAACCAGUCCGUUCCCAAAAGGCCCGCUGGCUCUGUGCAGAAUCCUGUCUAUCACAAUCAGCCUCUGAACCCCGCGCCCAGCAGAGACCCACACUACCAGGACCCCCACAGCACUGCAGUGGGCAACCCCGAGUAUCUCAACACUGUCCAGCCCACCUGUGUCAACAGCACAUUCGACAGCCCUGCCCACUGGGCCCAGAAAGGCAGCCACCAAAUUAGCCUGGACAACCCUGACUACCAGCAGGACUUCUUUCCCAAGGAAGCCAAGCCAAAUGGCAUCUUUAAGGGCUCCACAGCUGAAAAUGCAGAAUACCUAAGGGUCGCGCCACAAAGCAGUGAAUUUAUUGGAGCAUGACCACGGAGGAUAGUAUGAGCCCUAAAAAUCCAGACUCUUUCGAUACCCAGGACCAAGCCACAGCAGGUCCUCCAUCCCAACAGCCAUGCCCGCAUUAGCUCUUAGACCCACAGACUGGUUUUGCAACGUUUACACCGACUAGCCAGGAAGUACUUCCACCUCGGGCACAUUUUGGGAAGUUGCAUUCCUUUGUCUUCAAACUGUGAAGCAUUUACAGAAACGCAUCCAGCAAGAAUAUUGUCCCUUUGAGCAGAAAUUUAUCUUUCAAAGAGGUAUAUUUGAAAAAAAAAAAAAGUAUAUGUGAGGAUUUUUAUUGAUUGGGGAUCUUGGAGUUUUUCAUUGUCGCUAUUGAUUUUUACUUCAAUGGGCUCUUCCAACAAGGAAGAAGCUUGCUGGUAGCACUUGCUACCCUGAGUUCAUCCAGGCCCAACUGUGAGCAAGGAGCACAAGCCACAAGUCUUCCAGAGGAUGCUUGAUUCCAGUGGUUCUGCUUCAAGGCUUCCACUGCAAAACACUAAAGAUCCAAGAAGGCCUUCAUGGCCCCAGCAGGCCGGAUCGGUACUGUAUCAAGUCAUGGCAGGUACAGUAGGAUAAGCCACUCUGUCCCUUCCUGGGCAAAGAAGAAACGGAGGGGAUGGAAUUCUUCCUUAGACUUACUUUUGUAAAAAUGUCCCCACGGUACUUACUCCCCACUGAUGGACCAGUGGUUUCCAGUCAUGAGCGUUAGACUGACUUGUUUGUCUUCCAUUCCAUUGUUUUGAAACUCAGUAUGCUGCCCCUGUCUUGCUGUCAUGAAAUCAGCAAGAGAGGAUGACACAUCAAAUAAUAACUCGGAUUCCAGCCCACAUUGGAUUCAUCAGCAUUUGGACCAAUAGCCCACAGCUGAGAAUGUGGAAUACCUAAGGAUAGCACCGCUUUUGUUCUCGCAAAAACGUAUCUCCUAAUUUGAGGCUCAGAUGAAAUGCAUCAGGUCCUUUGGGGCAUAGAUCAGAAGACUACAAAAAUGAAGCUGCUCUGAAAUCUCCUUUAGCCAUCACCCCAACCCCCCAAAAUUAGUUUGUGUUACUUAUGGAAGAUAGUUUUCUCCUUUUACUUCACUUCAAAAGCUUUUUACUCAAAGAGUAUAUGUUCCCUCCAGGUCAGCUGCCCCCAAACCCCCUCCUUACGCUUUGUCACACAAAAAGUGUCUCUGCCUUGAGUCAUCUAUUCAAGCACUUACAGCUCUGGCCACAACAGGGCAUUUUACAGGUGCGAAUGACAGUAGCAUUAUGAGUAGUGUGGAAUUCAGGUAGUAAAUAUGAAACUAGGGUUUGAAAUUGAUAAUGCUUUCACAACAUUUGCAGAUGUUUUAGAAGGAAAAAAGUUCCUUCCUAAAAUAAUUUCUCUACAAUUGGAAGAUUGGAAGAUUCAGCUAGUUAGGAGCCCACCUUUUUUCCUAAUCUGUGUGUGCCCUGUAACCUGACUGGUUAACAGCAGUCCUUUGUAAACAGUGUUUUAAACUCUCCUAGUCAAUAUCCACCCCAUCCAAUUUAUCAAGGAAGAAAUGGUUCAGAAAAUAUUUUCAGCCUACAGUUAUGUUCAGUCACACACACAUACAAAAUGUUCCUUUUGCUUUUAAAGUAAUUUUUGACUCCCAGAUCAGUCAGAGCCCCUACAGCAUUGUUAAGAAAGUAUUUGAUUUUUGUCUCAAUGAAAAUAAAACUAUAUUCAUUUCCACUCUAUUAUGCUCUCAAAUACCCCUAAGCAUCUAUACUAGCCUGGUAUGGGUAUGAAAGAUACAAAGAUAAAUAAAACAUAGUCCCUGAUUCUAAGAAAUUCACAAUUUAGCAAAGGAAAUGGACUCAUAGAUGCUAACCUUAAAACAACGUGACAAAUGCCAGACAGGACCCAUCAGCCAGGCACUGUGAGAGCACAGAGCAGGGAGGUUGGGUCCUGCCUGAGGAGACCUGGAAGGGAGGCCUCACAGGAGGAUGACCAGGUCUCAGUCAGCGGGGAGGUGGAAAGUGCAGGUGCAUCAGGGGCACCCUGACCGAGGAAACAGCUGCCAGAGGCCUCCACUGCUAAAGUCCACAUAAGGCUGAGGUCAGUCACCCUAAACAACCUGCUCCCUCUAAGCCAGGGGAUGAGCUUGGAGCAUCCCACAAGUUCCCUAAAAGUUGCAGCCCCCAGGGGGAUUUUGAGCUAUCAUCUCUGCACAUGCUUAGUGAGAAGACUACACAACAUUUCUAAGAAUCUGAGAUUUUAUAUUGUCAGUUAACCACUUUCAUUAUUCAUUCACCUCAGGACAUGCAGAAAUAUUUCAGUCAGAACUGGGAAACAGAAGGACCUACAUUCUGCUGUCACUUAUGUGUCAAGAAGCAGAUGAUCGAUGAGGCAGGUCAGUUGUAAGUGAGUCACAUUGUAGCAUUAAAUUCUAGUAUUUUUGUAGUUUGAAACAGUAACUUAAUAAAAGAGCAAAAGCUAUUCUAGCUUUCUUCUUCAUAUUUUAAUUUUCCACCAUAAAGUUUAGUUGCUAAAUUCUAUUAAUUUUAAGAUUGUGCUUCCCAAAAUAGUUCUCACUUCAUCUGUCCAGGGAGGCACAGUUCUGUCUGGUAGAAGCCGCAAAGCCCUUAGCCUCUUCACGGAUCUGGCGACUGUGAUGGGCAGGUCAGGAGAGGAGCUGCCCAAAGUCCCAUGAUUUUCACCUAACAGCCCUGAUCAGUCAGUACUCAAAGCUUGGACUCCAUCCCUGAAGGUCUUCCUGAUUGAUAGCCUGGCCUUAAUACCCUACAGAAAGCCUGUCCAUUGGCUGUUUCUUCCUCAGUCAGUUCCUGGAAGACCUUACCCCAUGACCCCAGCUUCAGAUGUGGUCUUUGGAAACAGAGGUCGAAGGAAAGUAAGGAGCUGAGAGCUCACAUUCAUAGGUGCCGCCAGCCUUCGUGCAUCUUCUUGCAUCAUCUCUAAGGAGCUCCUCUAAUUACACCAUGCCCGUCACCCCAUGAGGGAUCAGAGAAGGGAUGAGUCUUCUAAACUCUAUAUUCGCUGUGAGUCCAGGUUGUAAGGGGGAGCACUGUGGAUGCAUCCUAUUGCACUCCAGCUGAUGACACCAAAGCUUAGGUGUUUGCUGAAAGUUCUUGAUGUUGUGACUUACCACCCCUGCCUCACAACUGCAGACAUAAGGGGACUAUGGAUUGCUUAGCAGGAAAGGCACUGGUUCUCAAGGGCGGCUGCCCUUGGGAAUCUUCUGGUCCCAACCAGAAAGACUGUGGCUUGAUUUUCUCAGGUGCAGCCCAGCCGUAGGGCCUUUUCAGAGCACCCCCUGGUUAUUGCAACAUUCAUCAAAGUUUCUAGAACCUCUGGCCUAAAGGAAGGGCCUGGUGGGAUCUACUUGGCACUCGCUGGGGGGCCACCCCCCAGUGCCACUCUCACUAGGCCUCUGAUUGCACUUGUGUAGGAUGAAGCUGGUGGGUGAUGGGAACUCAGCACCUCCCCUCAGGCAGAAAAGAAUCAUCUGUGGAGCUUCAAAAGAAGGGGCCUGGAGUCUCUGCAGACCAAUUCAACCCAAAUCUCGGGGGCUCUUUCAUGAUUCUAAUGGGCAACCAGGGUUGAAACCCUUAUUUCUAGGGUCUUCAGUUGUACAAGACUGUGGGUCUGUACCAGAGCCCCCGUCAGAGUAGAAUAAAAGGCUGGGUAGGGUAGAGAUUCCCAUGUGCAGUGGAGAGAACAAUCUGCAGUCACUGAUAAGCCUGAGACUUGGCUCAUUUCAAAAGCGUUCAAUUCAUCCUCACCAGCAGUUCAGCUGGAAAGGGGCAAAUACCCCCACCUGAGCUUUGAAAACGCCCUGGGACCCUCUGCAUUCUCUAAGUAAGUUAUAGAAACCAGUCUCUUCCCUCCUUUGUGAGUGAGCUGCUAUUCCACGUAGGCAACACCUGUUGAAAUUGCCCUCAAUGUCUACUCUGCAUUUCUUUCUUGUGAUAAGCACACACUUUUAUUGCAACAUAAUGAUCUGCUCACAUUUCCUUGCCUGGGGGCUGUAAAACCUUACAGAACAGAAAUCCUUGCCUCUUUCACCAGCCACACCUGCCAUACCAGGGGUACAGCUUUGUACUAUUGAAGACACAGACAGGAUUUUUAAAUGUAAAUCUAUUUUUGUAACUUUGUUGCGGGAUAUAGUUCUCUUUAUGUAGCACUGAACUUUGUACAAUAUAUUUUUAGAAACUCAUUUUUCUACUAAAACAAACACAGUUUACUUUAGAGAGACUGCAAUAGAAUCAAAAUUUGAAACUGAAAUCUUUGUUUAAAAGGGUUAAGUUGAGGCAAGAGGAAAGCCCUUUCUCUCUCUUAUAAAAAGGCACAACCUCAUUGGGGAGCUAAGCUAGGUCAUUGUCAUGGUGAAGAAGAGAAGCAUCGUUUUUAUAUUUAGGAAAUUUUAAAAGAUGAUGGAAAGCACAUUUAGCUUGGUCUGAGGCAGGUUCUGUUGGGGCAGUGUUAAUGGAAAGGGCUCACUGUUGUUACUACUAGAAAAAUCCAGUUGCAUGCCAUACUCUCAUCAUCUGCCAGUGUAACCCUGUACAUGUAAGAAAAGCAAUAACAUAGCACUUUGUUGGUUUAUAUAUAUAAUGUGACUUCAAUGCAAAUUUUAUUUUUAUAUUUACAAUUGAUAUGCAUUUACCAGUAUAAACUAGACAUGUCUGGAGAGCCUAAUAAUGUUCAGCACACUUUGGUUAGUUCACCAACAGUCUUACCAAGCCUGGGCCCAGCCACCCUAGAGAAGUUAUUCAGCCCUGGCUGCAGUGACAUCACCUGAGGAGCUUUUAAAAGCUUGAAGCCCAGCUACACCUCAGACCGAUUAAACGCAAAUCUCUGGGGCUGAAACCCAAGCAUUCGUAGUUUUUAAAGCUCCUGAGGUCAUUCCAAUGUGCGGCCAAAGUUGAGAACUACUGGCCUAGGGAUUAGCCACAAGGACAUGGACUUGGAGGCAAAUUCUGCAGGUGUAUGUGAUUCUCAGGCCUAGAGAGCUAAGACACAAAGACCUCCACAUCUGUCGCUGAGAGUCAAGAACCUGAACAGAGUUUCCAUGAAGGUUCUCCAAGCACUAGAAGGGAGAGUGUCUAAACAAUGGUUGAAAAGCAAAGGAAAUAUAAAACAGACACCUCUUUCCAUUUCCUAAGGUUUCUCUCUUUAUUAAGGGUGGACUAGUAAUAAAAUAUAAUAUUCUUGCUGCUUAUGCAGCUGACAUUGUUGCCCUCCCUAAAGCAACCAAGUAGCCUUUAUUUCCCACAGUGAAAGAAAACGCUGGCCUAUCAGUUACAUUACAAAAGGCAGAUUUCAAGAGGAUUGAGUAAGUAGUUGGAUGGCUUUCAUAAAAACAAGAAUUCAAGAAGAGGAUUCAUGCUUUAAGAAACAUUUGUUAUACAUUCCUCACAAAUUAUACCUGGGAUAAAAACUAUGUAGCAGGCAGUGUGUUUUCCUUCCAUGUCUCUCUGCACUACCUGCAGUGUGUCCUCUGAGGCUGCAAGUCUGUCCUAUCUGAAUUCCCAGCAGAAGCACUAAGAAGCUCCACCCUAUCACCUAGCAGAUAAAACUAUGGGGAAAACUUAAAUCUGUGCAUACAUUUCUGGAUGCAUUUACUUAUCUUUAAAAAAAAAGGAAUCCUAUGACCUGAUUUGGCCACAAAAAUAAUCUUGCUGUACAAUACAAUCUCUUGGAAAUUAAGAGAUCCUAUGGAUUUGAUGACUGGUAUUAGAGGUGACAAUGUAACCGAUUAACAACAGACAGCAAUAACUUCGUUUUAGAAACAUUCAAGCAAUAGCUUUAUAGCUUCAACAUAUGGUACGUUUUAACCUUGAAAGUUUUGCAAUGAUGAAAGCAGUAUUUGUACAAAUGAAAAGCAGAAUUCUCUUUUAUAUGGUUUAUACUGUUGAUCAGAAAUGUUGAUUGUGCAUUGAGUAUUAAAAAAUUAGAUGUAUAUUAUUCAUUGUUCUUUACUCCUGAGUACCUUAUAAUAAUAAUAAUGUAUUCUUUGUUAACAA
This is a messenger RNA of Homo sapiens (human), 48454 nucleotides long. RefSeq names its product epidermal growth factor receptor (gene EGFR). The record is from RefSeq and is a predicted model, not a curated record. The transcript has 28 exons. Gene Ontology annotation, molecular function: ATP binding; protein kinase activity; protein tyrosine kinase activity. Gene Ontology annotation, cellular component: endosome membrane; nucleus; plasma membrane. NCBI's taxonomy places the organism in Eukaryota, Metazoa, Chordata, Mammalia, Primates, Hominidae. Gene Ontology annotation, biological process: positive regulation of epithelial cell proliferation; cellular response to amino acid stimulus; ERBB2-EGFR signaling pathway. Bases 38970 to 42443 code for a protein of 1157 amino acids.